AUGGAUACAAGUGAAAUUAGAGUGGCCGGAGAAGUGGAUUAUGAAAAGAACAACAAUUAUGAGAUUCGUGUUGAUGCAAUUGAUAAAGAUCAAAAACCUAUGGCUGGACAUUGCAAAGUGCUUAUAAAUAUUGUUGAUAUGAAUGAUAACCCUACUGAACUUACUGUGACUUCACUAUCUGUGCCUGUUCCUGAGGAUUCAUCAGUAGGGACAACAGUUGCAAUUAUUAGAAUUAAAGAUAAAGAUUCAGGAUCUGUAAGUGUACCUCUUAAGUUAAAACCUUCUCUUAGAGAAUAUUACUCAUUGGUGGUAGAUAUAGAGCUCUGGAUCGCGAGGCUACUACUGAGUACAAAGUAGAUUUUUUUGCUAAAGAUGAAGGUAUCCCAAUGUCUGUUACAAAAAACAUUCAGGUAGCAAUCAGUGAUGUCAAUGACAAUGCUCCAUCUUUUUCACAAACUUCAGAAACUAUAUUUAUCAUGGAAAAUAACCCUCCAGGUUCCCAUGUAUUUAAUGUGUCAGCCAUAGAUUUAGAUAUAAACCAAAAUUCCUUUAUAACGUAUUCUCUUAUUGAUGGUUCAAAUUCCUAUUUCCUCUUAUUUGUCUAUAAAGCCAGAAUCUGGAAAAAUAUUUGCUUUGCUAUCAUUUGAUUAAAAGUAGAUUUAUUUUUUCGUGUCAUGUAAGAGCAACUGAUCCUGGAUUACUGCCACUGAGUGGUAACUUGACUCUCAAUAUUUUUUUAGUGGAUAUUAAUGACAAUGCACCUACCUUCUUCCCACCAGUCUCCAACAGUGAAUCUGUAGUAGCUGAGAUGGUUCCCCGGUAAGCCAAAAGUGGAUAUCUGAUUACAAAAGUAAGGGCAAUUGAUAUGGAUUCUGGGUAUAACGCUUGGCUUUCUUACUCAUUUAAAGACUCUUCUAAACAAACACUAUUUAACAUCCAACAUAAUGGUGGAGAUUUGACAGUCAUGCGACCCACUGUAUAGUCAAAUCCUGAUGAGCAUAAACUCUUCAUUGUCGAAAGGCUCAUGGUCAACCUAUUAUGUCUGCCACAGUAACUCUUAGAAUUAUAUUAGUAGAAACAAUGCAAGAAAUUAAAAUUGAACAUAACCUCAAAGGGGUUCAAGAUGAAGAUUUCUCUAAUCCAAAUGUCUACCUAAUAAUGGCAAUCUUUAUGAUAUCAGUUAUUUUUCUUAUUACACUUAUUGCGUAUACUGUGAUAAAGUGGCAGCAAUACACAAUGGAAUUAAAGGAAUUUAAGCAAACACAUUGGACACAUUCGAUGCAAAGGCAGUACAAGUUAUGUGUCAAUGGAAUUCCAUCUAAAAUUACUUGAUAGUGUUUACUCUAAACUUUAAUCCACCCUCAGAUAAUGAAGAUUCUAAUCAACAAGAAUUCCUCACAGGCUCAUCUGGGAAGGUAAAAUACAGUUAAUUCUACAUUUAAUAAAAUAUAUAUUUUCAGUGAUUUUAUGAAUUUGUUUUAUAGAGGCCUCAAUUUAAUAUUUUUGGUUAAGCUUUUCAAAUAAGGAAUAAAAACAAGAGUAAUAUAACCACUGUAUGCAAUACGUACAACACCCACUUAAAAAGUGUGCCCUCUAUACACCAAUCAACUAGUAAAACUAGACAUACAAAUAAGUAGGGUGUAAGUGAAACAAAUGGUAUUUCCCAGAACUAGGAAGUAAUAAGACCUUAAUCAAUAGCAAAAUGGAUGUUUCCAGAUAUCUAGUAAGGAGACAAAAUUGACAUAGGGUAGUAUAGUCAGGUGUAAGUUAACCCACAAUAUAUAAAUUGCACUCACAAGAACCUGGAUGAAUUCAAGCCCAUCAUGUGUAUAUCAGCGUGUAAGAUGGAUCUGCUCCUGAUCAGGGGUGAUUAUUUUAAGCUUGUAAUUAAAGCUGAAAAAGAAAACUAGUGUUAGAUUACACUUACAAGAUCAAGGCGAAAACCGGCAUAUCUCCAAAUUCAUCGGCUCUAAACGAUGUCGACGGGAUCGGGAACCAGCCGUGUAUAUAGGUAAAACAAUGGAAAAAAAAAAUGUAAUGAAUUCCCAGAGCAAAACAAACCCAGAGUCCCCAAUAAAUGUAUCCAAUGCGUUUUGUCAUAGUCGACUUCUUCAGGGAUAUCUGUCCCCUCAUCAGCACUCUCCACUUAAAUAGUGAUAGUGAUCCUAAGAUGUGUGUCAGCUGUGUCCCGGAAUAGUAGCGUGCGUUUCACGCUGGAACACUUUGCUGCAUCCGGUCUGUGAUCUCGUCAUAUGCUUUUCUUGGACGUCUUAACAAAGGAACAAAGGACGUAAUGCGUUUCACAAUGGAACGCAAGAUCUACUAAUUUUAUCCUAUGCAUUCAGGAUGUAUAGGUGAAAAAAGAGGAUCGAUAUAUACAUAACAAAUAGUUGAAAUUCGGGAUCUCUCUGAUGACCUGUACUUAAUGUUCAAAGUAUGCAAUCUUAAGUAGACUCAGAAUUCAAUUUAAAGGGCCUUGAACCCCCCCAAAAUAUAUUAAAAAAUAUAUAAAAAAAUCGAAUUAAUAAUAAAUAUGAAAAUAAAAGAGUAUAUAUAUAUAUAUAUAUAAAAAAUUUAUAUGUAUAAAACGUGUUGAACAUAAAACAAGGAAAUAUACAUUCUUAAGCUUUUAAAAUGAGUUCAUAUUUUCAAUAUAAACAAAUAAAUAUUUUUUUUAAAAUAUAAAAACAUAAAAAAAGUAUAAAAAUAAUUUCAAUAUAUAAAAAAUGAAAAUGUUUACAAAAAAUUAAAUAAUUUUAAAAGCUUAUGCAGAAAUUUUAACUCAUGUGAAAAGCUUAUCCAAAUAUUAAAUCAAAGUCAUAAUUAGAUAUGUGAAUCACAAAUCUUAAAAUAGUUUUCAUUAUUCUCAAUGGCCAGCGUAUUUGCUAUUGAGAAGUUUUGUGAUUUUUUUUUUAUAUGCACUUUUGAUAUUCUAAUUUAAGCUGUGGAAUUGAUCUAGACAACUGAAUUGUUGUUAAAAAUAAUGGCUUACAAAAAUAAUGGUAUUCUUUAAAAAAAAAAAAAAAAUCUCUGCCCAGUCUAAUAAUUUUUCAGUUACACCUUUUUGAGUGUCUCUUGCUGCCUAGUGACUAUUUUUGCCAAUAGCAAUAAAGCAUUUUUUUAUUUUUAAUUAUGAUACCUAUGCUUAUUAAGUAUAUACUACAAUGAAGUCAUAUUUCCAAUCAACACAGUUGUUGUGGUAUCAUAUUUAAAAAAAUAAUUAUUCUACCAAAAUUGAGCUGAAAUGCAUUUAUCUAAAUGUUAUGAAUAUAGCACUGUAACAUAAUAAAGGUUCUUAUAAUAAUCAUAGUAUUCUUAGUAUAGUAUUAUUUUUGGUUAUAUUCCUGCAGGGUUUUUAAGUAUAUCCGGUGUCAUAGCUGCUAUUAUUGCUAACUACUAAUGGUACUCAUUUAAAUAACGAUAAAAUAAUUAAAGUUGGAGUUGACCAUGCUAGGAACUUGCAAGUAUUUAACCUGUAUAGAUAAUAAAUUUUGUGCAUCAACCAACUAAACAAUGCUACCCAGAUACAUUAGUGUAUUUGCCUUUUAACAUAGUCAAUAAGUAUAUUAAACCCAUUACAUACCAAGGGAAAGCAGGGCAAUUAAACAAUCUGUGCCUUGCAGAUUUUAUUCCAGAAUGAUAUAUCCUUCAUAUUUACUAACAACAGUUAUGUAAAUCUCGCUUGUGACAGAACCAUCUGUCUGUCUAUUAUGGUGGAUUCGUCUAUUUCUGCCCCCUUUCGUGUAAAUGGCUGUUUCUAUAGCCCAGCGAUACGAAUGACUGUUUUUCACCGAACAAAUCUACCGAACGGAUGGCCACCCAGGAUAGAAGUGUGCUGCUGGUUAACCUCUUGAUCCCAAUUAGAAUGUUGCGGUUAACCGCAGACACUUCUCAAUUAAACCGAAUUCAGGGUGGCCAUCGUUCGUAUGUCGACCACGAGGCAGCGGCCAUUUUAAAACACACGAAAGCCCAGCGGUGUUCGGCACUGAUUUCAUGGAACUAAAAACGGACACUUUUUCUGCCGAACACCGCUGAAACAACGGGUCGCCUGGCUGCCUCGAUGAAAGCAUACAAACACCGGCCGUUCGGGAGUUUUACAGCACACGAAAAGACUUAACCCAGAUAGCCUUCCCAUGGAGUCAAUCGCAUACUGAAAGACUGUAAGGACUUUGACUCCAUGGCGAUUGAACUACGCGUAUGGGAUCUGAGCGCUAUUCGCCAAUAAUAUGCCCUCAGAUCCAGGCUAUCUGGGGAUAUGUGAUGUGAAUGUGAAAUGUUCGGUUGUUAUAAAGUUAUGUAUUUUCAUGUAUUUUCUGGUCUUUUACUUAAAAUGGCGAUGGGUCUUUGUCCUGGAGAUAAUUGAAUUACUUCCCAAUUAUCUCCAGGGCAGAGGGGAGGUAACCAUACUGCAUUGUGGGAAAAUCUUGUGACUGUAUGUCUGAUAUGUCCUCCUGUACAUCUGUAAUUCCAGUCUCCCAUUUGGUCCCCUAGGGGAGUGUCCACCAAGUGGGAGACCUGCAUAAAUACGGGCAGAUAGCCCACAGUAAAGCCCGAUCCUGUUUGACCCUCAAUGCGGAAGCUUCUGUCUCAUUAUUGGGGGGAAUUAUUAUUUACGCCUAGAGACUGAUUAUUGGAACCGAAAGCCGCUCGGUGGAUAUCGUUGUUCAGGCGGUUAGCAGCAGUUCGUGGAUUUCUGUUCGGGAGUUUGGAGCCUUUCACGGGAGAUUACCGCUUCCCCUGAUGGUGGUUCGUAUACUGCAGUCUAUGCGAAUGGAGUUAUUGAUAUUGCGAAAGGGGAAGGUUAACUAAACGGCGGUUUCUCUUAAAGACCAGGGGUGUCUUAACAAUUGGUGGCAAGCGACGGGUUGAAUCCCACAGCACAGAAGGUCGGCUACACAUCCCAAAUUGGUGGAAGAAAUGCAGUAUGAGGAAUUAAGGCAUACUUGAGCGCUGAGGAUGGUCAGCAAGUAAUCUGAAGAAACGUGAGAUUAUUGCUUUAUUAUUGGAAAUGGAUGCAACACAGGGAAUGGAGAGAGCUAAUGUGCCCAGCAUUUUGGAUUUAACACCUGAGGAAAUACAAUUUAACCAGGCAGUGCAAAUAAGGCUGGCACACUUUGGCCCCAACCCCUCAGCAGACAUCGUGGAACGUGUGCAGGCAGCAGUGAUGGCACACCAAACGCUCCAGGAAAGAGGAGCUGCAGCAAUAGAGGUACCUAAUAACAAUUUUGGAAGGAAAAAGGUACCCUUUGCUGCGUUUAAAAUUUUUAUUGAAACGGAGGGAGAGAUUGAUGGGUUCCUGGCUGACUUUGAAAGGCAGUGUGCACUACACCAUGUAUCCACAGAUGAAUGGGUCACCAUCCUCUCUGGGAAAUUAUCUGGCCGGGCUAGUGAAGCAUUUCGGGCCAUCCCAGAGGAGGAGAUCACCAGCUACCGGGCAGUGAAAGAUGCGCUCAUAGCCAGGUAUGCGGUGAUCCCAGAAGCAUACAGAUGACGCUUUAGGGAGACUAACAAGCAGGUUGGUGACUCCUAUGUAGAGUGGGCCUGCAGGGUUCACCGUACCGCAGCACACUGGAUGCCAGGAUGUCAAGCGGUAACUGGGAAGGAGGUGCUGCAGGUGUUUUUGCUGGGACACUGCUUCGACAGAUUGCCUACCGGGGUCCGGGAGUGGGUCAGAGAUAGAAAACCCUCUACCCUACCCGAGGCUGCCCGCCUGGCAGACGAAUAUACAAACGUCCGCAAGUUGGACAGUACAGCUGCCAAAGUUCCUGCCAGAAUGCAGUAUCAACCAACAGCAACUCCAGCACCUACAGCAUACCAACCCCCAGUACACCGCACCCCAGCAGUACCGCCAGCGAACAAUUACAUGCAAGCCUCCCAGUUCAAUGCCAGGGAUUAUUCGCAGCCAAUUCGGUGCUUUGGGUGUAAACAGUUGGGGCACAAGCGACCAGAAUGCCCACUGAACAGCGCUAAUCAAGCUCAGUCCUGGCGGAGACUAGCCAGCGGAAAUCAACGGCCACCUCAGCCUUCUGCUCACUGUAUCGAGCAGGAGGAAUUCUGGGGCAUCCUACACGAGGCCGACCCAGUGCAAGCAGCUCAUCAAGAUAAUCGUCAGCAACACCGGCAGACUGUGAAGCUGAAUGGCAGAGUAGUGAAUGGACUGAGAGACACAGGAGCCACCAUGACACUGCUCCAAAAGAACUUAGUCUCAGAACACCAGCACACUGGAGACACUGUGGCAGUGAGGGUAGCAGGAGGCACCGUGUUCCGCUUACCUGUUGCCCGGGUCCAUUUGGAUUGGGGAAUGGGCGCUAGAUACGUGGAUGUGGGGGUUAUGAAAGACUUGCCCGCUGAUGUUCUUCUUGGGAACAAUUUGGCCCCUUUGGUUUCUGCGUAUGCCCCAAUGGGCCCUGCUGACGUUAACCCAGUGACUACUCGUGCUCAGACCCGUGCUACUGGAACCGGCUCACCUGCUGUUGAGACCCAGAUAAGACCCUCUUCCCCGACUGGUACCUUAGAUCAGGCCCCCUUAAGCUGGGAUUCCUCAGAGGGGUUUGGGAGGGAAACCCGGGCUGAUCAGACUCUCCAGAAAUACCGAGAUAGAGCAGAGGCUGGAGAGGAAGGAAUAGAUGGGGAGCGGUAUGAGUGGGUGGGGGACAGGUUAUAUAGGAUCCCUAAGCCUUCCCAGAAGAGUGUUGCCCCUCCGCCGAAUCGACAGCUAGUGGUACCUGCAAAGUACCGGCAGGAGAUUCUGCGGAUAGGGCAUGAUGUUCCUUUAGCUGGACAUCUAGGGUCCCGCCGCACAGCCUAUAGGAUCUCACAGAACUUCUUUUGGCCCAACUUUAACCAGGCUGUGCGGAUGUAUUGCAGUACGUGCGACACCUGUCAACGGGUAGGAAAGCGGGGGGUCCACCCUAAGGCUAGAUUAUUAUCGAUGCCUAUUAUAGGGGAGCCCUUUUCCCGCAUAGCUGUUGACAUUGUGGGUCCACUGGCCAGGGCUAGCCCAUCCGGUAAGAAAUAUAUUCUCACUGUGGUGGGCUAUGCCACUCGCUAUCCAGAGGCAGUAGCGCUGUCUAAUAUAGAGGCAGAGACAGUUGCUGAUGCCCUGGUUAGAAUUUUUACUAGGGUUGGGUUCCCUAAGGAGAUCCUCUCCGACCAGGGAACCCAAUUCACCGCUGUGCUCACUCAGCAGCUGUGGAAGGUGUGUGGCAUUAAACCGUUGCUUAGCUCACCCUACCAUCCACAGACUAACGGUCUCUGCGAGCACUUUAACGGUACCCUCAAGCAGAUGCUGAGGACCUUUACUGAUACUUGCAGAGACUGGGAGAGGUUCCUGCCUCAUCUGUUGUUUUCUUACAGAGAGGUGCCCCAGGAAUCUACUGGGUUCUCCCCCUUUGAGUUGCUGUAUGGGAGAAGGGUCCGCAGACCCCUAGAUCUCAUCCGGGGCCACUGGGAGGGGGAGACGGAGCAGAAGGGGACCCCCAUCGUGCCAUAUGUCCUGGAACUCUGGGACCGCAUGGAGAAACUGUCCCUGAUGGUAAGGGAGAAUCUCCAGGCGGCCCAGGGGAGACAGAAGAGAUGGUACGAUCAGGGUGCCCGACAGAGGGUCUUCCAGGUUGGGCAAAAGGUAUUGGUGCUCACACCUGUGAAGGCAAACAAGAUGCAAGCAUCUUGGCAGGGCCCGUACAGAGUAGUAGCGCAGAUCUGCGAUACUACUUACUUGAUAGCCAGCUGUACAGAUGAAAGGGUUAAGAGAUCCUUUCAUGUGAACAUGCUGAAAGAGUACCAGGAGAGACCUGAGAAUAUUGCAGCAGUAUGUGCCCCGGCUGCAGAUGAUCCUGAGAAUUUACCCCUUCCCGAUUUGUUAGAAAGGGACCCCCAGACUGACCUCACUACCCUUGUACAGCUAGGGGACAGGUUAAACCCCACAGAAAGGGUGCAGGCGAAGCAGUUGUUAUGGGAGAAGCAGGCGACAUUCUCCCAGGAGCCAGGUUAUACUACCCUAGCUGUACAUAAGGUCGAGACCCCUGGACAGACCCCCUUAUGACAGCCGCCCUAUUGUAUCCCUGAAGCAGUCCGAGAAGGAAUGCGGAAGGAGAUACAGGAGAUGACCCAGCUUGGGGUCAUCGAGCCAUCCGACAGCCCUUGGGCCUCGCCUGUAGUCCUGGUGCCCAAGAAGGACGGGACCACCCGGUUCUGUGUGGACUACAGGUGACUCAACGAGCGGACCACCACUGACGCCUACCCGAUGCCCCGGGUAGACGAAUUACUGGAUCGUAUUGCCAGGGGGCGCUACCUGACCACCAUAGACCUGUGUAAGGGCUACUGGUAGAUCCCCCUGGCCGAGGAUGCUAUCCCCAAGUCGGCAUUCGUCACCCCAUUUGGCCUGUACCAAUUUAAGGUCAUGCCUUUUGGGAUGAAGAAUGCCCCGGCUACCUUCCAGCGGAUGGUGGAUAGACUCCUGGAUGGCUUCCAAGAAUUUGCCUGUUCAUACUUGGACGACAUUGCGAUCUACAGUGGGUCCUGGGAGGAACACCUGGUUCAUGUAGGGGUGGUACGGGAUAAGAUUCAGGCCGCUGGCCUUACAUUGAAGCCAGAGAAGUGCCAUCUAGUUAUGGCGGAAGUACAGUACCUGGGUCACAGAGUGGGAUGUGGGAGCCAGAGACCAGAGCCAGCCAAGGUAGAGGCAGUGGCUAACUGGCCCACACCUACCCAGGUAUUGGCCUUCUUGGGGACGGCAGGGUACUACCGACGUUUUGUCCCUGACUACAGCACUAUUGCUAAGCCCCUGAUGGACCUGACAAAGAAGAACUUGCCUAAGCAGGUCCUGUGGUCUCCGGCUUGUGAAGCUGCGUUCCAGGCACUGAAACUGGCUCUUGUGAAUGCCCCUGUCUUGGCUGCGCCAGUCCCUAACAAACGCUUUCUCGUUGUAUGGACUGGGGGCUGUGCUGAGCCAAGUCGGGGAAGAUGGAGGAGAGCACUGUUAAGACACCUCCGGUGUCUUUAAGAGAAACUGCCGUGUAGUUCACCUUCCCCUUUUGCAAUAUCAAUAAUCCAUUCGCAUCAAUUGUAAUCCACGAACCAUAACCAGGGGAAGCGGCAAUCUCCCGGCCAGGAUCCGUGAAAGGCUCCAAACUCCCGAACGGAAAUCCACGAACUGAUGCUAGCCGCCGAACAACGAUAUCCACUAAGUGGCUUUCGGUUCCAAUCAGCAGUCUCUAAGCGAAAAGAAGAAAUCCCCCCAAUAACGAGACAGAAGCUCCGCAUUGAGGGUCAAACAGGAUCUGGCUUUAGUGUGGGCUACCUGCCCGUAUUUAUGCAGGUCUCCCACUUGGUGGACACUCCCCUAGGGGACCAAAUGGGAGACUGAAAUGACAGAUAGACAGGGGACAUUUCAGACAUACAGUCACAGGUUUUUCCCACAAUGCAAUAUGGUCUCCUCCCCUCUGCCCUGGAGAUAAUUUAGAAGUAAUUCAAUUAUCUCCAGGACAAAGACAAAUCGCCAUCUUAGAUACAAAACCAGAAAAUACAUAAAAAUACAUAAUUUGAAAAUAACCAAACAUUUCUUAUUCACAUCACAUAUUCCCAGAUAGCCUGGAUCUGAGUGCAUAUUACUCCAUGGGAAGGCUAUCUGGGUUAAGUCCUUUCGUGUGUUUUAAAACUCCAGAACGGCCGGUGUUCGUACGUUUUCGUGGAGGCAGCCAGGCAUUCCGUUGAUUCAGCGGUGUUCGGCAGAAAAAGUGUCCGUUUUUAGUUCCAUGAAAAUAGUGCCGAACACCGCUGGGCUUUCGUGUGUUUUAAAAUGGCUGCUGCUUCGUGGUCGACAUACGAACGACGGCCAUCCUGAAUUCGGUUUAAUUGAGAAGUGUCUGCGCUUAACCACAGCAUUCUAAUUGGGAUCAAUAGGUUAACCAGCAGCACACUUCUCUCCUGGGUGGCCAUCCGUUCAGUAGCUUUGUUCGGUGAAAAAUAGUCAUUCGUAUGGCUGGGCUAUAGGAAACAGCCAUUUACAUGAAGGUGCAGGAAAAAGAUGAAUCCACCACAAUAGUCAGAUGUAUGGUUCUGUCACAAGCACCCUGUCGCAUAUCUCAGCCGAAAGUUGUUACCCAGAGAAGUGAGUUAUGUGGCAGUGGAGAAGGAGUGUUUGGCCUUGGUCUGGGCAUUGAAAAAGUUACGUCCCUACUUAUAUGGGCAAGAGUUUUCCCUUGUGACUGAUCAUAACCCACUCGUCUGGCUUAACCGGGUCUCAGGAGACAAUGGUAGACUGCUGAGGUGGAGCCUGGCACUACAGCCCUACAAUUUCACUAUCAGCUACAGACCCAGUAAGCAGAACGGGAAUGCAGAUGGGUUAUCCCGGCAAACUGACAUCUCCACCACCUUCUAGUCCGGUCAUCCCCACGUUGACCCGCCAAAGGGUCAAGCCGGGUCUGCAGGAGUGUCCCACAAGGAGGGAGCCGUGUGACAGAACCAUCUGUCUGUCUAUUAUGGUGGAUUCGUCUAUUUCUGCCCCCUUUCGUGUAAAUGGCUGUUUCUAUAGCCCAGCCAUACGAAUGACUGUUUUUCACCGAACAAAUCUACCGAACGGAUGGCCACCCAGGAUAGAAGUGUGCUGCUGGUUAACCUCUUGAUCCCAAUUAGAAUGUUGUGGUUAACCGCAGACACUUCUCAAUUAAACCGAAUUCAGGGUGGCCAUCGUUCGUAUGUCGACUACGAGGCAGCGGCCAUUUUAAAACACACGAAAGCCCAGUGGUGUUCGGCACUGAUUUCAUGGAACUAAAAACGAACACUUUUUCUGCUGAACACUGCUGAAACAACAGGUUGCCUGGCUGCCUCGAUGAAAGCGUACGAACACCGGCCGUUCGGGAGUUUUACAGCACACUAAAAGACUUAACUCAGAUAGCCUUCCCAUGGAGUCAAUCGCAUACCGAAAGACUGUAAGGACUUUGACUCCAUGGCAAUUGAACUAUGCGUAUGGGAUCUGAGCGCUAUUCGCCAAUAAUAUGCCCUCAGAUCCAGGCUAUCUGGGGAUAUGUGAUGCGAAUGUGAAAUGUUCGGUUGUUAUAAAGUUAUGUAUUUUCUUGUCUUUUACUUAAAAUGGCAAUGGGUCUUUGUCCUGGAGAUAAUUGAAUUACUUCCCAAUUAUCUCCAGGGCAGAGGGGAGGGAACCAUACUGCAUUGUGGGAAAAGCUUGUGACUGUAUGUCUGAUAUGUCCUCCUGUACAUCUGUAAUUCCAGUCUCCCAUUUGGUCCCCUAGGGGAGUGUCCACCAAGUGGGAGACCUGCAUAAAUACGGGCAGAUAGCCCACAGUAAAGCCCGAUCCUGUUUGACCCUCAAUGCGGAGCUUCUGUCUCGUUAUUGGGGGGAAUUAUUAUUUACGACUAGAGACUGAUUAUUGGAACCGAAAGCCGCUUGGUGUAUAUUGUUGUUCGCGGCUAUCAGCAGUUCGCGGAUUUCUGUUAGGGAGUUUGGAGCCUUUCACGGAUCCCAUUCAGGAGAUUACCGCUUCCCCUGAUGGUGGUUCGUAUACUGCAAUCUAUGCGAACGGAGUUAUUGAUAUUGCGAAAGGGGAAGGUUAACUAAACGGCGGUUUCUCUUAAAAACACCAGGGGUGUCUUAACAUCGGUACUGCUAACUAAGUUACAUCUAUAUCAGAGUAGUAACGCUGAAGAGCUGAUAGUUAUAAAGACAUGGAAUGUUAGUUGUAGGAUUACUGAAAAUGUAAUAUUAUAUUUCAUAGUUUUAAAAUCUAGAUUAUCAGGGAUCCUUAAUAAGAGAAUGGAAAAGAUAUGGAAUGUCCUUACAGGUCCCUAAUGGAUUAAUGAAAACCUGGAUAUUUUAUCAUUAUUAUAUUAAAAAAUAUUUGCUAACAAAUACCUCUUUUCCUAAGAGGUUUUUUGUUUUUUAGAAAAUCCAUCUUUCUUGACUUUUCAAACCUGGCAUGGAUUCCAAAAUAGAUAAUAGACAGAUUAGUUUUCAGUUUGAAUAACAAACUAUAAAAACAUAUUAACUAACAUUUAUGUUAUUAGAUAUGAAAAUAUUGGUUCUACCAGCACGCUCUUUUUUGGUAAAUGUUUUAACUUGUGCAUACUUAUGUGGGAUUUUGAAUAAUUACUUACUAAAUGUAUAAUGUAUAAUGUAAUCCUCAUCAUUUUAAAUAAUUAUAGCUGUUCACUACGUAAAAAUGAUAUCUAAAAUUAAUAUCCAAAGACAACACCGGCGGGAACAUUUAUUUUACUAGGAAAUAUAAUUGUUUUGAUCUCUUAAAGUACUUUCAAAAAUAUAUAUAUAUUGAUUAUGACACACAAACUAGGUAUAGGUUAUAUGUUUAAUUUCUGGCAUAAUCUUGAAAUUAUAUAAUUUCCAAAUGGUGCCAAAACUACACAAUGAGUUGCCUUUCUUGAAAUAUAUUCAGAGAAUUAUAUUUUACAAUUCCACGAUUGGCCACCGGAUGUAGCCCUUGCCUAAUUUUUGCAAACAGAAGGAACACUGAGAAAUUCCACAUUUUCUAAAUACCUUACCUUGCAUUUCUCUCUGUCUGAUAACUGGGUGUUCCUUCAACAGCAUUUUUAAAUAUUAUAACUACUCUUCAAAUCCAACAAUAUAUAGCAAUGCAUCUGCAACACAAUGACUGCUCAGCUACAGCAAGACUGCUUGUUGUCUUCUUGAUACAAAUGGCUGCUGAUCUUGUUCUGAGUCAGCUCCAUUAUAUAGUGCCAGAAGAAUCUAAACAUGGAACAUUUGUUGGGAGAAUUGCUCAGGAUCUUGGUCUGCAGAUCAGUGACAUUAAUGCCAGAAGAUUAAGAAUUGUCUCUAAGGAUGACACAGACUAUUUCCAGGUAAAUUUACAAAAUGGGAUAUUGUUUGUUAAUAAGAUGAUAGACAGAGAACAAUUGUGUCCAAAGAUUAAUGUUUGUAUUAUUCAGUUAGAAAUAAUUUUAGAUAAACCUGUACAGAUUCAUCAUGUAGAUGUGGAAAUUGAAGAUAUAAAUGAUAACUAUCCCAUUUUUUCAUCUAAAGAAUUCAAAUUAUUCAUAGUUGAAUCCAGGUUGCCAGGCUCUCGCUUCCCACUAGAGGGUGCUGUAGAUGCUGAUGUUGGAACAAAUUCUAUCACAAACUAUGAACUCAGUGCAAGUGAAUACUUUGCAUUAGAUAUUCAAACAUAUACACAGAAAAGCAAAUCUGUCCAACUUGUGUUGAAGAAGAUACUUGACAGAGAACAGAUCCCUUGUCAUACACUUGCCUUUACAGCAUAUGAUGGGGGCAAUCCAAAAUUAAGUGCCACUGCUGAACUUAUCAUCACAGUUCAAGAUGUGAAUGAUAAUGCUCCUGCUUUUGACAAGUCAUUUUACACAGUAAAUUUAUUAGAAAAUUCUCUGAAAGGAACUGUUGUCACUAAGUUAAAUGCAACAGAUUUAGAUGAAGGGGAAAAUGGGGAAGUAAUUUAUGCAUUUAAUAAAGUAGUGCCACAAGAAGUUACAUCAACAUUUAGCAUAGAAAAACAUACUGGCAUUAUUAGAGUUAUGGGGGAGGUAGAUUUUGAAAGUUAUAAUAUUUUCGAAAUUGAGGUUGAUGCUGUUGAUAAGGGCCAGUAUGCUCUUGCGGGGCACUGUAAAGUGAUAGUAAACAUAAUUGAUCUGAAUGACAAUCCUCCUGAAAUGACAGUGACUUCUCUCAACGUUCCUGUUCCUGAGGACACAUCUGUUGGGUCAGUUGUUGCUGUCAUCAGUGUUCAUGACAGAGAUUCUGGACUGAACGGGAAGGUGAACUGUCGCAUCUCUAAAACUGUUCCUUUCAAAAUAAAAUCAACACUAAGAGAGUACUUUUCAUUGAUAGUGGAUGGAGAACUAGACCGGGAAAAAGUUUCUGAAUAUGAAAUUGAAAUAAUAACAACAGAUGAAGGUUUGCCGUCUUUUUCGGUAAGUAAAUUAAUAAAGGUACAAAUAAGUGAUGUGAAUGAUAACUCCCCAACCUUCAUCCAAGUAUCAGAAUCAAUAACUAUAAAGGAAAACAAUCCUCCGGGUUCUCAUGUCUAUACUGUAUCAGCUUCAGAUGCCGAUAUCAGUCAGAACUCCUUCAUCACAUACUCCAUUAUAGACAGUUCCAUUGAUGGAAUUCCUAUAUCUUCCUUCAUCUCCAUCAACCCAGAAAAUGGAAAGGUAUUUGCUUUGCUAUCAUUUGACCAUGAACAGGUAUCGUAUUUUAAGUGUCAGAUAAAAGCUAGCGAUGCUGGAUUACCUCCACUCAGCAGCAAUCUUACAAUGAAUAUAUUCAUUGUGGAUAUUAAUGACAAUGCCCCAAUCAUUCUCAUACCCUUUUCUAAUAGUGAAACUAAAAUGACAGAGUUAGUUUCAAAAUCAGCUAAAGAAGGUCAUCUUGUUACUAAAAUCAAAGCAAUUGAUGCAGACUCGGGAUACAAUGCUUGGAUUUCUUAUGGAUUCAAGGAUCUUACUCAAAAUGUUCCAUUUGCUAUUGGACGCCAAACCGGAGAAAUCACAGUCAUUCGUCCCCUCACUGACUCAGAUGGAAAUGAAUACAAAUUGACUGUUUUGCUGAAAGAUCAUGGAGAACCAGAAAUGUCUGCAACAGUGACAAUAGCUAUCAUACUUGUUGAAUCUGGGCAGGAUCUGCCAUUAGAGAGAAAGACCUUUCCUAACAGAAAAGAUGAUGAAUUUCCAGAUGCCAAUAUUUAUCUCAUUAUGGCAAUUUGUUUAAUUUCCACCGUAUUCCUUAUAACACUCAUUGUGUAUACUGUCUUACGAUGGCAGAAGUAUACACAAGAAAUUAAUGCACUGAAACAACAUAAUUUCUGCCCAAGCAUUGCAGGAAGUUGGACUUACUCUCAACAGCGUCAGUAUCAGGUUUGUUUGAGUGGAGGACCACCCAAAAAUGAUUUAAUACUUUUUACUCCAAACUAUCCUCAAGCAUUAAUGGAUGACACAAUUUCCAAUAAUGGGAGCUUGACGUCAGAAGUUGCUGGACAGGUAAGAUUCUACUGAAUAUAUAUUCCAUUAAGGUAUUUAUAAAAAAAAAUGCUACUUUUAUUCAUCACUGUAUGUAAAAGGAUAGAAUAGGCAUCAAAGCCACUUUAGUUUAAUAAAGCAGUUUUGGUGUAAAGAUUGUGCCCCGGCAGUCUCACUGCUCAAUUCACUGCCAUUUAGGAGUUAAAUCAAAUUUUUUCCUUUUAUUUUCAUUUAAGCAGUUCUAGCCACACCUCCCCUGGCUGUCACUCAUACAGUCUGCAUGAAAACAAAAUGGUUUCAUUUUCAUCUUAACUUACUUUACUAGUUUUUAUCUCUUACCCUGUAACAUGAACUUUAAAAACACACAGGAAGUUCCUACAGGGUCUAUCAGGCUAUUAACAGAGCAGGAAAUAUAAAUUAUUAUUUAUAAAACGCCAACAAAUUCUGCAGUGAUGUAGAAUAUGUGAAAUAACAGACAAGUAUUUGCAACAAGAUGAGUUGGAUGCACCGAAACAGAGGAUGAUAAUGGCCCUGCUCAAACAAACUUAGAAAUUAAACCAGACUGUGCAAUAAAGAAAGUUUAAACAUUAGCUCUCUCUUUACAGGAAGUGUUCAGGAGGCUGUGUAAACCACAUACAGGGUAGGUGUGACCAGGGCUAUCGUGAGAUAGCAAUGCAAAGAAACAUAAAUAAGUGUAAGCCUGUGGAAAUCGCAGGAUGUGUAAAAUUAUACCAGUAGGUGCUGCACCUGGAAAGGUGGGAUACCUGGUCCAAGCGUUGGGCUACUCCACACAAUAUGCCUAAGGAAGUAAGCAGUUGUUUGCAUACUGACGUGCAAUUUCCAUUAUUUUUGUAUUUUUAUGAAUUCAUAAUAAAGCACAUUUCAUAUGGCUCUGGACUAUUCUAUUUUAUUAUAACCUAUGCUGUGAACAGAGGACAUUUUGUAUGAUCUACAUACCAAAACUGCUUCAUUAAGCUAAAUUUGUUAUUGUGCCAAUAGUAUCCCUUUAAAAGUAAUUGUCAGAUAAAUUUUAAUAUGCAGCCAAGUAAUGUAUAUUUAACUCAAAGAGUGUUUUAUAUAAUACUGUUUUUUAAUAUUAAAUGUUUUUUUUAAAAUAAAACUGUACCAACUAAUAUAAGGUGAAGAUUAGCCGCUGACCUUUGUUAAAAACAUUAGAGCAUUGAAAGAAUAACAUUUACUGAAGGGUGGGAAAGGCAUGAUCCAGGUGUGGUUGAGAAAGAAAUGGGCAAGGUGGUGAUAAUUCUUUCCUUAGCUGUUCAAUCUUGUCGGUAAAGUAGCAUGCAAAGCUAUUGGCUGAAAGGUUAGUUUGGGGGAGGGCCACAGCAGGGCAUUAUUUGGUCACUGACUGUGAAUUAAAAUGUGUCUGUAUAAGAAUAUAACCAUUUUCAUAAAUUAGAGGGGGUACAGCUUUUCCUCAAAAUGUUCAUCAUGAAAUUUAGAUAUCCGUAAUUUACCCAAUUGUUUUUGCAAAUCCAACAUUGAUUCCAUUAUGACAACACUUAUCAUAUCUACUUACAUUUUUGUGUAAUGUGUAAAAUUAGAGUAUUUCAAGGGCAAAUAUAAUUUUUAGGGAAAAUGUUAUGGUAGUUUGUUAUGUGGGAUUCAAUUAUAUCACACAUGUACAUAUUAACAUAUUAACUAAAGAUACUUGAUUAUUAAUGGUUCAGUUUCCUUUUAAUUAGUUAAUUAAUUUUUUUGACAAUUUGUGAUACUGAGUAGUUUUUAUAUUUUAGAAAUCAUCUGUUAACAUUUUACAGUUUUAUUAAAUUAUGAACACCUAUUUAACACAGAUUUUCAUGUUGUACAUUUUUAUUUAUCAUGAUAUUGGCAUUUUGGGAGGGAAAUAUGGUGUGAUAAUUUGAAUUAUGUAAUGGAACCUGUAGCAUAGUACUUUGAAGCCAAAAGGUUGUCCAACAAAAGUGUUUGGGGCUUUAAUCCACAUAAAAAUAAAAAAAGAUAGAAUAUGAUUUUAUGUUAAAUAUGAUACUAGACAAAUAAAAUGGUUUAAUUCUAGAAAAAAAAACACACUGUGGUAACCUUAUGAAGUGAGGAGAUAAAUGGAAAAUAUCUAAUUUAUCUGAUGAUCUAGUUGUUUCCAUUUCCUAAUGGUCAAAUAAUAUAUACUGUAUUGCAACACAGAGCAACAUGCCAUCAUAAAUUUGUAGUACAUCCUCUAUGAGAACAGAAAAAAAAAAGGAAUUACGUAAGCAGUAUUUACAAUCGAUCUUAAUAACUCUAUUACUGUUGCAUAAUCUGCUUUAACAUCUACAAUACUAAAACUUUUCUUAAGUAAUUUUCUAAAACCAAAAAAUGUUCCUACAAAAACUUUGGAUUCGAAAAAACUUGUAAAUCUCCUGGUGGGGACACUUCAGAUAUUGUAUUCAUUUGGGGUUUCUUUGUUCUCGAUAUUAAGUUUGUGAAACUUCAUUGAAUCAUAUCCAAUCAAUGAAAACAGACAGGAAAGGGCUGCACCACAUACAGUAAGAUCAAAUAAAUUGAAGUAAAAUAAAACAAGAAUAAAAAAUACUAUGAGUCUUGUUUCAGCUGUGCAAACAGUCACAUUUGAAAGUGUCUCUUAUUAAAACAGUAGGUUCAGCUGUAGUUCCUAGGUUCUUUUACGUCUGGAGGAUGUGGGAGGUCUGGGUGUCUUUGGUCUCCGUAUGUGGGCAAAGAAGAGACAGAGAUAACCUAAUAGUGCAAUAUGUCAAGACUUAGUAAGCCAUAAUGAUAUUGCACUCACAUACGGGAGCUUUAGCCAGCUCUAGUGUGAAUUGCCUAUAGUGGUAUAAUCCUCACUAUUGGGAUAUUGUGAAGGUUGGUCUCAGCUGGUGGAAGCCUAGGUGCUCAGAGAAGAAAUAAAUAUAUAUAAAUAGCCACAGAUAGUGCAUUCAGUAAAACAAUUGUAGUUGCGUAAAAUGUAAAAAUAUGGUACUCACAAGUGGGCAGGCUCACUGCUCUAUAUUGACAGCAUUGGUGGUAUGAUCCCCACCUGGGAUUUUCUCUGCUUUUCAAUUGGUCCAGCCACUGCACACUGAGUGUAAAGGGGAUCCAAAAAUCACAGGGGGAACUGAACCUAGGGCUGCCCGGCUGGUACUCGGCUCGGCGGCAGCGGACAGGGUGUGGGCGGAGGGUCACAGUGAAGUUACCCGGUUUAGCAUAAAAACUUCACAUAGGACUCUAUCCAUCCAAGAUUUUUGGAUCCCCUUUACACUGUGAUUUUUGGAAAAUUCAAAUUUCAAAUUCAAUUUCUAAUUUGAUUUAGAGCUAUAUCUCUCAAAUUCAAACAUGAGGUUAGGGAGAUAAGUUUAGUUUUCAAAAUAUGAACAUCAUUUGCAUAUAUACAUAUCUUUAAUUUAUUAUCACCUGCCUGAAUAUAUUUAAUUAAAUGGUUUAUAUCUUAUGUUGACUGUGAGAUGUUCAAUGGACAAUAUGGACAAAAAAGGUGAUAGAGGGCAACCCUGUCUGGUCCCAUGAAAUAUUCAAAACCAGUCAGUACAAAAAUCAAGGCCCAAUAUCCGUGCCAAUGGUGUGGAGUACAAAGCUCCUAUCUCCUUGGCAAUCCAACCCUCAAAAACACAAGAAGUGAUAACUACUCUCAAAUAUCUCUAUGUGACCCUGUUAAAGGCCUUCUCUGCAUCCACCGACAGAGUCAGAAUUGGAAUUAAGUUUUAUUCUCUACUAUACUAAGGUGGAGUUAUGACAGUAUUAUUUUGAAACACUUUGAUAAUUAGAGGUUCAAUGACUGGAGACAAACAUUAAUCCCAUCUUUUCUAAUAAUUGCCUUUUGAAUAGAACACUAAUUCUCCUUGUUCUAUCCCUCCGGAUUAAUUAUGAUAGAGGCUGAUUUAGGUAGGAUUUAAAUAUAUUAAUUUUCUCUUAACAGAUUAUGUUUAAUUUUUACAAUAUUUAUGCAAUAUGUUAUAUAAAUGUGCUUAGGGAUAUAUGCAAUUGUGUUUUUAUAAAUAACCUAUUCUUAAAAUUUGACUGUAAUUUAAUAUUAUCCUUUUUAACAUUUUAUUCUUUAUAAUUUUAAAAUGUAUUUUACUCUUUCUGCACCAAAGUGUUUUGCUGUUUUUCUGCAGAGAUUUUUUUUAUAAAUUCCUAUGUAGCUACAUAAUCCAUUUGAAUAUUAGAUAAUUGUACAGUUGAAUUUAUAACAUAAUGUGCAUAUAAUGUAAAAUAAUUAACCUUUUCACUUUGUGAAAAUGUACAGCGUGAUUUUUUAAUAUUUAUUAUUAAGAAGACAAGUGGGAAUCUGUACUGAAAAGAUAGUUUGGUUAUUUUGAAAAAGUACUAAGGUGGACUUUAGCCAUCACUGCCUUUCUAUGGAAGAAAACUCAAGCCUUGCCUUUCAUGUUAGGAAGCUUUGUUGAAUAGAUAGUGGCCAUACCAAACAAACCUUUGGGUUUCUUGGAGCAGGUAGCCAGCUCUAGUGUGAAUUGCCUAUAGUGGUAUAAUCCUCACUAUUGGGAUAUUGUGAAGGUUGGUCUCAGCUGGUGGAAGCCUAGGUGCUCAGAGAAGAAAUAAAUAUAAAUAGCCACAGAUAGUGCACUCAGUAAAACAAUUGUAGUUGCGUAAAAUGUAAAAAUAUGGUACUCACAAGUGUAGAGCAGGCUCACUGCUCUAUCUUGACAGCAUUGGUGGUAUGAUCCCCACCUGGGAUUUUCUCUGCUUUUCAAUUGGUCCAGCCACUGCACACUGAGUGUAAAGGGGAUCCAAAAAUCACAGGGGUAACUGAACCUAGGGCUGCCCGGCUGGUACUCGGCUCAGCGGCAGCGGACAGGGUGUGGGUGGAGGGUCACAGUGAAGUUACCCGGUUUAGCAUAAAAACUUCACAUAGGACUCUAUCCAUCCAAGAUUUUUGGAUCCCCUUUACACUGUGAUUUUUGGAAAAUUCAAAUUUCAAAUUCAAUUUCUAAUUUGAUUUAGAGCUAUAUCUCUCAAAUUCAAACAUGAGUUUAGGGAGAUAAGUUUAGUUUUCAAAAUAUGAACCUCAUUUGCAUAUAUACAUAUCUUUAAUUUAUUAUCACCUGCCUGAAUAUAUUUAAUUAAAUGGUUUAUAUCUUAUGUUGACUGUGAGAUGUUCAAUGGACAAUAUGGACAAAAAAGGUGAUAGAGGGCAACCCUGUCUGGUCCCAUGAAAUAUUCAAAACCAGUCAGUACAAAAAUCAAGGCCCAAUAUCCGUGCCAAUGGUGUGGAGUACAAAGCUCCUAUCUCCUUGGCAAUCCAACCCUCAAAAACACAAGAAGUGAUAACUACUCUCAAAUAUCUCUAUGUGACUCUGUUAAAGGCCUUCUCUGCAUCGACUGACAGAGUCAGAAUUGGAAUUAAGUUUUAUUCUCUACUAUACUAAGGUGGAGUUAUGACAGUAUUAUUUUGAAACACUUUGAUAAUUAGAGGUUCAAUGACUGGAGACAAACAUUAAUCCCAUCUUUUCUAAUAAUUGCCUUUUGAAUAGAACACUAAUUCUGCUUGUUCUAUCCCUCCCGAUUAAUUAUGAUAGAGGCUGAUUUAGGUAGGAUUUAAAUAUAUUAAUUUUCUCUUAACAGAUUAUGUUUAAUUUUUACAAUAUUUAUGCAAUAUGUUAUAUAAAUGUGCUUAGGGAUAUAUGCAAUUGUGUUUUUAUAAAUAACCUAUUCUUAAAAUUUGACUGUAAUUUAAUAUUAUCCUUUUUAACAUUUUAUUCUUUAUAAUUUUAAAAUGUAUUUUACUCUUUCUGCACCAAAGUGUUUUGCUGUUUUUCUGCAAAGUUUUUUUUUUAUAAAUUCCUAUGUAGCUACAUAAUCCAUUUGAAUAUUAGAUAAUUGUACAGUUGAAUUUAUAACAUAAUGUGCAUAUAAUGUAAAAUAAUUAACCUUUUCACUUUGUGAAAAUGUACAGCGUGAUUUUUUAAUAUUUAUUAUUAAGAAGACAAGUGGGAAUCUGUACUGAAAAGAUAGUUUGGUUAUUUUGAAAAAGUACCAAGGUGGACUUUAGCCAUCACUGCCUUUCUAUGGAAGAAAACUCAAGCCUUGCCUUUCAUGUUAGGAAGCUUUGUUGAAUAGAUAGUGGCCAUACCAAACAAACUUUUGGGUAUCUUGGAGCAGGUAUCUGCGUAAAGUUUUGCCUCGCUCAUUGAAUAUAGAUCUAAGUCCUUGAGCAAUCCAUUAUUAUGAUUACUAUGAAUCUAGAAGUGUAUUCAAAUUAAAUUACUUCUCACUAUCCAACUAUGUCCUGAAUAUACCUUAUAUAACUAUACCUUACCUCUAAAUUUAAUAUAAAAUGGCUUUUCAGAGAUAAAUGAUCUAAAUAUCAAUAUUCAAUAGAAAAAUCUGGUGAAAAUUUUUUUUGGGGUUAAUAUGAACUAUUUUAUAAUUAAGACUUAUGAAUUAACCCCUUAAGGACCAAACUUCUGGAAUAAAAGGGAAUCAUGACAUGUCACACAUGUCAUGUGUCCUUAAGGGGUUAAACUGUGAAUUUUUCAUUUUAAAAACUUUAUAUCAGUGCCAAUAUAAUCUCCAUCUAUAAUAUUGCAACAUAUGAAUCUAUAUAUACUUUUGAAGCAAAUUAAUUUGAUAGGCAAUCCAAUAUUGAUAAUUAGUUGUGGAAUUACACCUUUUUUAUAAUAUAAACAAAUGAGUUUGCAUUUGAUGUUACUAAUAUAAAUUAGUUAUAUUAUGGAGUUAUCAAAGCUCAAAAGUAAUAUGGCAAGUAACAUGCCAUUUUGUGUACCUUUAUUAAAGUAAACCUGCACAAAAAUAUGUAAUAUUCCCCCCCCCCCCCACACUCAGAGAAAAUGGCCUCUCAAAUUUCUCCAAAAUUAUCUGGCUCAUAAUCCAUAUGAAUCUCAUGAUAACAUAAAAUGAACUGCAAGCCUUUCUUAUCUUGGCUCGGUAAUCAGAAAAAUACUGAACAAGAAUCCUAUAUUGGAAGUAUACGAUAAUUAAAAUGUUGCUCUCAAAUUAAAAUAAUGUACCCAGACAAAUGUUCUCUAAAUGCCACAUUCGGUCAACAAUGUUGUCUUGACAAAUGACUCAAACAGAGGUACCCCCCCCAAACAUAGACCAGCUCUCUAAUAUGGGGAAUCCCUCAAAUCCCCAUGCAAGAGAGCUAGUAGUAUGUCCGAGUAGUCUUUAUGCAGGUAAGUCACAAAAUGGGGACAACCUGUAUAUAAAUUGUACCAAUCCUAACAAUUCUCUAGUGAGUUGAAAUAUGUAAUCCUUCAGAUGUUAUAUGAGUAUUCUAGUAACUACUUUUCAAAUGUGACCAUUUCAUACAUUGAUAUUUGUUUCCAAUGUAACAUUUUUUAAAGCCAUAUUCUAACUAGUUAUAAUAGCAAUGACUUUGUGACAGUCAUUACUAAAAUGUUUGUACAGCACAUGCAUUAAGUCUGGGAUCUCACAAGUAUUAAAAGGCAGCACCACAAAUAUCGCUCUGCGAAGUAACAUGAAAUAAAAUAAACAACUAAAAUCUUCACAGCCUUCUUUCUAUACAUUUGCAUAUCAGAUAGGUAUGGAUACAGUCUUUGUUCUAAUCAUUUUUUUUUUAGAUGACUUCAAGUUUCCGUAUUACUGUAGCCAAAGGUGUUGCUACAAUAAGACACUUUUAUGUGUUUUCGGGAAUAUUCUGUUUUCAAAAGCACUGACUUGCUUCAGUAUAGCUACAUUAACCUCUGAAUUCUGAAAAUUGUGGUAAUUAAAUUUUAUAUGGUAGACUAUACCACUGCUAUGGUGUUGGCAAAGUACCAAUGUAGAUUUUAUAUCAGAUUCCUACUAAUGUAAUUUUCUGUUGCCUUCAAUAGUGCAACUUUUAAAUAAUCCCAUUUCUCUUGGACUCCAUUUAAAUUGCUCCAGUCUGAUAAUGACUCCUCUACCUAUAUUCUAAUUUUAGAAAAGUCUGGGUGAAUGCAAAGAGAAACUGAGUGUUAAGCAGUGAUUUGCGGAUACUUAGUAUUGCUGUAUGUGUCUAAUCGCAAAUACGGUGACAAUUUUACAGGGUUAAUGCACGGAAACGGUGACAGCUGUACAGGGUUAAUGCAAGGAAGAACCGAGUUUUAGACAGUAAGUUACUGCUACUUUGUAUUAUUCUCUAUGUCUAAUAGCAAGCAACGUGAUAAUAGGGAAAACGAGGGGGUGUUUGAGACCACCUGUUCUCCUAGGUGAUAAGAGAUAGAUGCAAAAGGUUAAAGUACAAAUUAUUAAAUAAUACUGCACAGCAGAUAAUAACUUGUUGCUAAAUCACUAGUGCCUUCGAUGGCACCUUUUAGCAAAAAGCCUGCUCUGAACUAGCACCCCCUUAAUCAAAAGUGCUAUCAAGGUGAAAGUAGUAUCGCAAAGAGGGAAAUGUUCCCCAUCCAAGAUUAGAAUCAACUAUGUAACUAGAUGCUGUGGGAUGAUAGUGUCAGUUAAGCCAUUAAUCAUAGUGGUUAGUAAAAAGCCGGCACUACUAAUGUGUCAGAUAUACGUCCAGAGCCUCUGACAUGCGUUUCGCCAGUAAAGCUCAUCAGUGAAGCUCAUUAAAGAUAUUAUACACCAUGUAGGUAGAAAUGCAUCCUUUUUACUUAUUGUUUUUUUGUAUAUGUUAUGGACAACGAACACAGGUGCAUUUUAUUAAUGGCAUUUUGAAUGCACAGAGAUACCAUGACAGAUCCUGAGGCCCACUGUUGUGCCAUUCAUCCACGACCAUCAACUCAUGUUGCAGCAUGAUAAUGCAUGGCUUCAUGUUGCAAGGAUCUGUACACAAUUCCUGGAAGUUAAGAACAUCCCAGCUCUUGCAUGGCAUAGUCACCGGACAUGUCACCCAUUGAACAUUUUUGGGAUGCUCUGGAACAGCGUAUACGACAGUGUGUUCCAGGUCCUGCUAAUAUCCAGCAACUUUGCACAGCCAUUGAAGAGGAGUGGACCAACAUUCCACAGGCCACAAUCAACAACCUGAUCAACUCUAUGCGAAGGAAAAUGGUGGUCACACAAGAUACUGAUUGGUUUUUGGACUUCCCCGAAUCCCCCAAUACAGUAAAACUGCACAUUUUAGAGUGGCCUUUUAUUGUGACCAGUCUAAGGCACACCUGUGCAAUAAUCAUGCUGUCUAAUCAGCAUCUUGAUAUGCCACACCUGUGUGGCGAAUGGAUUAUCUCGGCAAAGAAGAAGUGCUCAUUAUCACAGAUUUAGACAGAUUUGUGAACAAUAUUUGAGAGAAAUAGGCAUUUCUGUACAUAGAAAAAGUGCUCUCAACUUCAUUAUUUAUCUAUCUAUCUAUAUAUCUAUCUCAAAAGUAUCUGAAUAAUGUACAUAUGUUAUUUAUAUAUAGUAAUAGAAAUUCUUGAAAAUUUCAAGCAGGGUAUAUUUUCAUAUUUGCAAUUACUGUAGUGACUGUACAAAGUAUCAGUGUGCAAAAAUGCUUCACAAGUGCAAUAUUCAUGGUGUAGUUCUGCAUCUGGUCACUUGGUGUCACUCUUGCAUAAUUUUUUAAAAGCAGAGCUAGGUGAAUACAAUAUUGCGAGUAUCACAGUCACUGAUGGUUAUUGGAUACAAUUUCUUUUGUUUUUAACAUUAUUUUAAAACCUGAAAAAUCAUCAAGCCAUUGCCAUGUGUCUGCAGCACAACAAUUUCUCACUAAGACUCAAGCUGCUUGCUAUUUUCAUAAUGCAAAUGGCUGCUGAUCUUGUUCUGAGUCAGCUUCAUUAUUUGGUGCAGGAGGAAUCUAAACAUGGAACAUUUGUUGGGAGAAUUGCUCAAGAUCUUGGGAUGCAGAUCAGUGACAUUAAUUCCAGAAGAUUAAGGAUUGUCUCUAAGGAUGGCACAGACUAUUUCCAGGUAAAUCUGCAAAAUGGAAUAUUAUUUGUCAAUAAGGUCAUAGACAGAGAAGAGCUUUGUCCAAAGAUCAGCAUUUGUAUUGUGCAGCUAGAAAUCAUAGUAGAUAAACCUGUGCAGAUUCACCAUGUAGAUGUAGAAAUUGAAGAUAUUAAUGAUAAUUAUCCAGUUUUCUCUUCAAAUGAAUUUAAGCUAUUUAUAUCAGAGAUGAAGCUGCCUGGAUCUUACUUUCCACUAGAGGGUGCUGUUGAUGCUGAUGUUGGAACAAACUCCAUUACAAAUUAUGAAUUGAGUACAAGUGAUUAUUUUACAUUAGAUGUCCAAACAUAUAUGCAAAAAAGCAAGUCUAUUCAGCUUGUUAUAAAGAAAACUCUCGACAGAGAGCAAAAUCCUGCUCAUAAUCUAACUCUUACUGCUUAUGAUGGGGGUAAACCAAAAUUACGUUGCUCAACUCAUCUACAUAUCACAGUUCAAGAUGUGAAUGACAAUGCACCUAGGUUUGACCAAUUAUAUUAUGUAGUUAGUUUGUUGGAAAAUGCUCUGAAUGGUACUGUUGUCACAAAAUUGAAUGCAUCUGAUCCAGAUGAAGGUGAAAACAGUGAAAUAUUAUAUGCAUUCAACAAACUUGUUCCACAACAAGUAACAUCUGUUUUUAACAUAGAUGAAAGUGCAGGGAUAAUAAGAGUUGUGGGAGAGGUAGAUUUUGAAAAGCAAAAUUUGUACGAAAUUGAAGUUGAUGCUGUUGAUAAAGGCCAUAGUGCUAUGACUGGGCAUUGCAAGAUUUUAGUUAAUAUUCUGGAUAUAAAUGAUAAUGAGCCUGAGUUAACAGUGACUUCACUCAAUGUUCCUGUCCCUGAGGAUUCAUCGGUGGGAUCUGUAGUUGCUGUAAUUAGUGUUCUUGACAGAGAUUCAGGGCUCAAUGGAAAGGUGAACUGCCAUAUUUCCAAAAAUGUUCCCUUUAAAAUAAUAUCAACCUUGCGGGAAUAUUUCUCACUUGUAGUAGAUGGUCCAUUAGAUCGGGAAAGAAUUUCAGAAUAUGAAAUUGAAAUAACAGCCACAGAUGAAGGUUCUCCAGCUCUUUCAGUAACAAAACUAAUUAAGGUUCCAAUAAGUGACGUGAAUGACAACCCUCCAACCUUCCUGCAAACCUCUCAAACAAUUUCUAUCAAGGAAAACAAUCCACCAGGUUCUCAUGUCUACACUGUCUCCGCAUUUGACUCAGACAUCAGCCAGAACUCUUUCAUCACAUAUUCAAUCAUUGACAGUUCUAUAGAUGGGAUUCCCAUAUCUUCAUAUAUCUCUAUUAACCCAGAAAAUGGGAAGGUAUUUGCCCUACUGUCAUUUGAUCAUGAACAAUUGACACAUUUCCAGUGUCAAAUUAAAGCCACUGACACAGGAUUACCUCCACUGAGCAGCAAUCUGACUUUAUAUGUUUUUAUUGAGGACAUCAAUGAUAAUGCCCCUGCUAUCCUCUCUCAGUUUUCCAAUAUUGAGUCAAGACUACUAGAGAAGGUUGCAAGAUCAGCUAAAGAAGGUCAGUUGUUGACUAAAAUUAAAGCAAUCGAUGCAGACUCAGGAUACAAUGCUUGGAUUUCUUAUGAGUUUAAGGAUCCUGCAAGAAAUAUCCCAUUUGCUAUUGGCAGUCAAACUGGAGAAAUUACUGUAAUUCGUUCCCUUGAUGAAUCAAGCAUUGAUGAAUACAGACUGACAGUUAUUCUGAAAGAUAAUGGAGACCCCAUUAUGUCAUCAACAGUGAACUUAGCCAUAUUACUUGUGGAAUCUGGGCAAGAGUUACCAGAAGAAAGAAAGACUCAAAACAGAAAUAAUGAUGAUUUCUCAGAUGCCAAUAUUUAUCUAAUUUUGUCAAUUUGCUUAAUCUCUACAGUAUUUCUUAUUACCCUUAUAUCAUAUACCAUUUUGAGGUGGCAUAAAUAUACACAAGAAAUUAAUGAACUGAAACAACAUAAUUUUUGCUCAAGUAUAGCAGGAAGCUGGACUUACUCUCAACAGCGUCAGUAUAAGGUUUGCUUAAAUGGAGGACCCCCCAAAAAUGACUUAAUACUUUUCACACCAAGCUAUCCACAAACAGGUGAUGCAAUUUCUGCAAAUGGGAGUUUGGCAUCUGAUUCUGCUGGACAGGUAGGAUUAUUAUUAUUAAUAAUAAGAAGAAUUAUAACAUUUGCAUUGUAUGAACAUAUUCCAUAAAGAUAUAUCAGAGGGUUUAAAUAGUGAAUACAAGACAAAAGAAAUAGAAACAAAAAAUUACGGUAUCUUGCUCAAACUAGCUUGCAAUCAAUGGGCCACUAUCUUAUUCUUCGAUAUCAUGUAUUCUCCUUUUAGAAACCUUCCUUCUUUUUUUUUUUCAGUAUAUUUUUAUUAAACCAAACAACAUAUCUUUUUAAUAUAUAUAUUAAUAAAAGUUUAAACUUAAAAUAUAAAUGUAGUAAAUUUAAAAGGCUUGAUUGUUCAAUCAUAAUAACAUAACAAAACCUUUAUCUUAUAUCAAUCAUCAUCUUUCGAAAAAAACAAAAUCUGAUAUAAAUUAAUCUCAGUGUACUGUGUAGUUUAGAAGAGUUUGCAUGAUGAUUUGCCAUGCUUUUUGCACUAUUGCAUAUAUGUAAUAUUAAAAUCAUUAUUUAUUAAAUAUGGAAAUGAUUUUGUUCAUUAUCCUUGCUAGUGUAUAAUUCAAUACAUUUUGUAUGCACUGGAAAUAAAAUAAAAAUUUAAGAUCUUAACAUUCAUUGAACACUUUUCUUCUAGCUCAUACUUUUUCCAAAUGUUCCAAGAAAUUAUAAUUCCAAUAAACGAGUAAUAAUUGCCCUAGAAUGACUUGUUGCACUAAACAUUUUAAGUCACAAAUUCACAUAUAAAGGACAAAAAUAACUUAAUCAUAACUUUAGUGUAGCAGCAUAAGUGAGAUUGGGGCUCUUACUCAUAACUCAGAAAAGCUUCAUCAAAUUAAAAAAUGCUUCAAACGUAUUUAUCUAUUUUAAUUGGUAGAUCUUAUACUUAGAUAUAAGUAAAAAAAAAUCCUCUCUGGAGUCAUAAUUAUGAGAAUUUAGGUAAAAUCUCAUCAAAAUAUGUUAAUCUACCAUUUUAACGAUCAUAUAUCAAACAUGUAAUAUACUGUUCAAAAGAUUUAAUCAGUUCUCCUCAAUUAACUUUUAGCUUGUCAGUGGUGGGAAGAACAAAAGUAGGUAGAUGUAUUCUAAUUGGUAUGGACAUUUGUUCUAUAUGUUUAAAUUGCAUGGAAAUGAAAGUUUUCUGUGAUAGCCAAUCACAAGGAGGUAUUCUCUGACUUUUUUGGUGAGUCCCGUCCAUAGAAUGGACAUAAAACCCAUUGGUAGCAGUGAGAGGGCAGAUCUGAGGAAGCUGAUUGGAUCAGUAAAACAUGGCAUUCUGAGUGAUGUCAUCACGCUGCAUGUGACAUCAUUGCCCUGCCUCCCAGAACUGGGGUUGCGAGUGAGAGGUUCAGAGCCAGCAAUUGAACCGAACAGGGCUCAGAGCAUUUCAUCUGUGGGGGACUUGAUUUCCAGGGAGGGUUAUGUAAAACCUCCCCCUAUUUUAAUUAAUCAAGAUUAGAGGAAGAAAGUUGCUGCAUGGUGGAUUCCUUGUGAGAUACUACCAAGUGAUUUGUUUGGAGCAUGAAUAGCAUGAGCAGUCUUCAUCUGCUCCCUGUUUAUGAGUAUGCAUGUAUUUAUGUAUAGGUUAUUAUUGGUGUUUACAAUAUUACACUAGAUUGGUUAUUUUUCACCUUCCAUAUAUUUUAUGAAUAGAACACAUUUUGUAAGUAAAAUCUAAGCACUUUGAAGUUAUCUUUGCACUAUAUGUUUUUUGCACUUUUGUAUUGUGGGUUUACACUUCGCACUUUAUUAUAUAUUUGUAUGCACUUUACAAGCAAGUGUAUGUACACUAAUGUUUUGCACUUGUUUAAUGCACUUUAUUGUAACAAUAGUGCACAGUGCUUUUCGCUCUACCCUACCAACUUUAAAGGCAUAGUGCACUUUUAUAUAAGAGUGGGAAUACUCCUGAAAAAUAUUUGAAGUUGCAGCACACCUUAAUUUUAUUUUUUGUUAUUGUAGUGUAUUUCAUGAGCUAUUGCACUUCAGCAGGUGCUGCUAUAUUACUAAAAACAUUUUUUUAAAAGAAAUAAAUGCCAUUAUCACUUGGAAUUUUUGUUAUUUGAUAUACUAUCAAACUCCUUCCAAAACAUAUAAAGAUCAUAUCAUGAUAUUAUUCAAUAAAAUAUGCAAGAAAAUAACUUAAACAUCUAAUCACAAUAUCUUUGUGGAAAAUUUACAGUGGCGCAAUAUGCAAUUGCUAAAUUUGCUCUCUAUUUUGAAUCUAUAAUUGCAAUGUUAACAAAAUCAUUCUAAAAAUCAAACAAAUUGCUAAAUUUAGGUAGAAUUGCUAAACUAGAAAAACAUUCAAACUUGCCCAAAGCAUAUUAUCUAGGAGGAAGGAAAAAUGAACACGAGGGGUAAAACAAUUUGCUAGUAAGGAGUAUGAAGCAUAAUUUUUUUUACAUUUGUCUAACACUUGCAAUUUGUUUUAAUGAAAGAUCUACUUUGUAAAAAACUUUCAAUCCUGCUGGUUUUGAACAUUCAUAGUGUAUGAGAUCAAUAUUAUGAAGUGUACCUGUCAUGUCCUUUUCAACCUAUCGUUCCUGUAAGUUUUCUUGUAAUUGUCCUAUUUAUAAUUAAAAUAUUGUAAAGCACUACGGAAUCUGUUGGCGCUAUACGAAUGGCAAUAAUAAUAAUAAUAAUAAUAAUAAUAAUGUGAAAAUAUACAUUGGUAUACUUUCACCCCUUUGUGCUGGUUGCUGUCAGUUACCCAUUCUGUACACAAACUGCACAUUUUAAUAGAGUGGCCUUUUAUUGUGGCCAGCCUAAGGCACACCUGUGCAAUAAUCAUGCUGUCUAAUCAGCAUCUUCAUAUGCCAUACCUGUGAGGUGGAUGUGUUAUCUUGGCAGAGGAGAAUUGCUCCCUAACACAGAACACAGAUUUAGACAGAUUUGUGAACAAUAUUUGAGAGAAAUAGGCAUUAUGUGUACAUAGAAAAAGUCUUACAUCUUUGAGUUCAGCUCAUGAAAAAUGGGGGCAAAAACAAAAGUGUUGCGUUUAUAAUUUUGUUCAGUGUAGCUUUGCUGAUAAUUUGGCUAGUUGCACUUGUUACCCAAGUAAAACAUUGCCAAACAUUUUCUUAUGAAAGGUUAGCAUUCUAGGUACGUACAGUAUAAUGAAAACAGUAUAGGCUCCUGAACAUUCUUUCAUAAAUUUGUAUUGCCAUAUUUGGAGUAGCUUUUAUGAGUGGAAGGUAUUGUGUGAUAUAAAUUGGAUUGGUCAAUUAAGUACUGCUCUAGUUCUUCACUGGGGAGGUCCAAUACAAUGGUUAAUAAAAAAUAUACCAUAAAGCUCAACCGUGCAAAUGCGAAUUGCAUGGAGACUUCUUUCAAUAAAGUAUUCCAGAUAAAAACAUAUUGAGAAUAUUGGUAUAAAAAAUAAUUGCCAUGGUGAAAUUAAUAGUUACACAAACUAUUUUCCCCCUAAUUUGAUACAUAGAUCUUAUUGAUGGCAUAUAAAAUGUAAAAAAAAUAUUUUGCUUAUAGAUUUAUUUAAAAAAAAUACCUUAACUAUUUUAUAUAAUUUUAUAUACCUAUAAUUAAAAAUAGAUUUAUUUAAUGUACUUCUUUAUACAGGUUUGAAACAAAUUAAUGUAAACACAACUGAAGUAAGUUUAACAAAAGUUUAAAUAAUUUAUAAUGUAUAAUUUAUAAAUAAUAUUCAUACUAUAAUUUUAAUAAUAUGGUCAAAUAUGUUAUCAAUCUUUGUAAGUUUUCUGCUGAUAUUAUUGGAAUUCCAAAAAUGCCUGCAAUAUAAAACAUUAAUACAGUUAACCGACUAAAGCCACAUAUUAGUAUUUUAAAUACAACAGUCUCCACAUAUACCCCAAUGUGUACUCUAAUUUCUAGCCCACCCUCCUCUCACAGAUGUGGAAUCACUGUAAACAUUGAUCAUAACAUUCUUUUGAAGAGUAGGAACAUGUGUUGGUGAUGUACUUUACAAUCCCAAAAGGUACUGAUUGAGUUCUUGGUGGAAAAUUAUUUUUCAACCAGGAGAAGGUCUGGAGUAUAGCUAAAGGUAAGUACUGUUUAUUGAACUAUAUUUAUUCCAGUAGGUGCUGAAAAGACUCACAAAAUAUUGGAGCCCAUGAAAAACACAGUAGGUUUGAAAAUAUUGCAAAGGUAUAUUUAGCAAAUAUUACACUAUGUUGAACAACUCAUAUAUAACAUAUAAGAUCAAAACUAGCCAAGUUGGAAAAAAACUACAGUAUAAUUUAAUUGGCGAUAUUGCCUGCCUGAUUUGUUUGAACAUAUUUUUAAAGUUGAUGGUCAGUUCAGUAUAACUGACUAAUAACAUAAGUGAUAAACAAUAGGUUUUCUGGAUUAUGCAAAGUAUGCAAUGGCAGGGGAAUGUAAAGAUCCAGCAAAUUAUGUGACCAGAUCAUAUCAAAAAAAGAAUCAGCUUUGAAGAGUCAGUGUUUGUUAAUAACCAAAAUCUGAAUAAAUCAGAUUUGGAUUUUUUUUUUACAAAUCAGAAGAAAAUGUAAUUAAAUCUCAAUGGCAAUUCUAUUUAAAUCAAAUAAAUAUAAUGUUACAAUUCCUUCUCUAAUCUUAAUGCAAAUCAUUCUUGUAGAAAAAAAAUAAAUAGAAUGUUAGAAAUCCUUGCAUUACCUCUACAUCAUACCACUUGGUGUCACUGUUGCACCAAUUUAAAAAAAAGAAGAAUACCAAUAAUUCUAUCACUGCAAGGUUCUUGAUGACGGAUAGAUUUUGGGCAAUAGAAGGAAUCAGUUUUGUUUUGCAAGGAUUUGAAGACUAUUGUAAAAUAACCAUAAUAACUGGGAUACAGAAAUGUGUCUGCAACACAUUAUAUUCUCAUUAAGAAUCAAGCUGAUUGCUGUAUUCUUCAUACUAAUGGCUACUGAUCUUGUUAGGAGUCAGCUCCAUUAUUUGGUGCAGGAGGAAUCUAAACAUGGAACAUUUGUUGGGAGAAUUGCUCAAGAUCUUGGGAUGCAGAUCUUUGACAUUAAUGCCAGAAGAUUAAGGAUUGUCUCUAAGGAUGGCACAGAUUAUUUCCAGGUAAAUCUACAAAAUGGAAUAUUAUUUGUUAAUAAGGAGAUAGAUAGAGAAGAGCUUUGCCCAGACAGCAGCAUUUGUAUUGUGCAGCUAGAAAUCAUAGUAGAUAAGCCUGUGCAGAUUCACCAUGUAGAUGUAGAAAUUGAAGAUAUAAAUGAUAAUUAUCCAGUUUUCUCAUCAAAUGAAUUCAAGCUGCUUAUAUCAGAGAUGAGGCAACCAGGCUAUAAAUUCCCACUAGAGGGUGCUGUUGAUCCUGAUGUUGGUACAAAUUCUAUCACAAACUAUGAACUCAGUGCAAGUGAUUAUUUUACCUUGGAUGUUCAAGCAUACACACAAAAAAGCAAAUCUAUCCAACUUGUGUUGAAGAAAUCUCUUGACAGAGAACAGAGUCCUCUGCAUAAUCUUACCCUUAUUGCAUACGAUGGUGGUAAACCAAAAUUGAGCGCCAUGACUCAGCUCCUUAUUACAGUCAAAGAUAUCAAUGAUAAUGCACCAUUGUUUGACAAGCCAUAUUACGCAGUUAGUUUAUUAGAAAAUGCUCUGAAAGGAACCAUUGUCAUCAAACUAAAUGCAACAGAUUUGGAUGAAGGUGAGAAUGGUGAAAUAUUUUAUGCUUUUAAUAAAGUUGUUUCACAACGGAUUAUGUCACUGUUUAGCAUUGAAAAAGACUCAGGGAUUGUUAGAGUUAUAGGAGACAUCGAUUUUGAAAAAAACAGUUUAUAUGAAAUUGAGUUUGAUGCAAUUGAUAGAGGAUUUAAUUCGAUGGCUGGACAUUGUAAAGUUGUAAUUAAUAUUAUGGACAUAAAUGAUAAUUCUCCAGAACUGACAGUAACAUCACUCAAUGUUCCCGUUCCUGAGGAUUCUUCACUAGGAUCGGUUGUUGCUGUGAUCAGUGUUCAUGACAAAGAUUCAGGAAAAAAUGGUAACGUGAAUUGUCAUAUUUCGAAAAAUAUUCCAUUUAAAAUAUUAUCAACACUAAGGGAAUAUUUCUCACUAGUAGUUGAUGGACCAUUAGAUCGGGAAAGAAAGUCAGAAUAUGACAUUGAAAUAACAGCUACAGAUGAAGGGUCUCCAGCUCUUUUAGUAAGAAAGCUAAUUAAGGUACAAAUAAGUGAUGUGAAUGAUAACCCCCCAACUUUUCCGCAAAUGUCAGACACAGUCUCUAUCAAAGAAAAUAAUCCUCCAGGUUCUCAUAUCUAUACUGUGUCAGCUUCAGACUCUGACAUUAUCCAAAACUCCUUCAUAGCAUAUUCGAUCAUUGACAGUACUGUGGAUGGUAUUCCCAUUUCUUCUUACAUCUCUAUUAAUCCAGAAAAUGGAAAGAUAUUUGCUUUAUUGUCCUUUGACUAUGAGAAGGUAACAUAUUUUCAGUGUCAAAUAAAAGCCACAGAUGCUGGAUUACCAUCGUUGAGCAGCAAUCUGACCCUCUACAUUUUUAUUGAGGACAUUAAUGACAAUGCCCCGUAUGUGCUUUCUUCAUUUUCCAGCAGUGAAUCCAGAUUAACAGAGAUGCUUCCAAAAUCAUCUAAAGAAGGAUAUUUGGUAACUAAAAUCAAAGCCAUCGAUGCAGACUCAGGGUACAAUGCCUGGCUUUCUUAUGAGUUUAGUAACGCUGCUCGAAAUACUCCAUUUACUAUUGGUCGUCAGACUGGGGAAAUCAAUGUCAUUCGUCCUCUAAUGGAUUCAGAUACUGAUGAACAUAUAUUAUCCAUUGUACUGAAAGAUCACGGAGAUCCAGAAAUGUCAUCAGUUGUGACUUUAUUAAUUUUACUUGUGGAAUCUGGACAGGACCUACCGGUAGAAAGAAAGGCUCACCAGAGAAAUUCAGAUGAUUUUUCAGAUGCCAAUGUUUAUCUUAUUAUGUCAAUUUGUUUAAUCUCUACAGUAUUCCUUAUCACCCUUAUAGUAUAUACUGUUGUGAGGUGGCAGAAGUACACACAAGAAAUUAAUGCACUGAAACAACAUAAUUUUUGCCCAAGUAUAGCAGGAAGUUGGACUUACUCCCAAAAACACCAGUAUAAUGUUUGUUUGAGUGGGGGACUACCGAAAAAUGAUUUAAUACUUUUUACUCCAAACUAUCCCCAAUCAUCAUUGGAAGAUGCUGUUUCUACUAAUGGAAGCUUGCCGUCAAAUUCAGCCAGCCAGGUAAGAUAAUAAUAAAUGCUUGUCCAGCCCAUGUUUGAAACUUAGUUGAUGUGCAUGCUUUUAACUAGAGAAAACUCGAGAUUGAAUAUGUGUUUAACAAAGUCUUAAGCUUAUUUUGAAGUAUUCCUACAAAGAAAAAGUACAGGAACAGUGAAAAUAAAAAGACAAAUAUUUGUAUUUAAUUUAGUAAACAUUAUACAUGUGUGUUUCUUGCAGUUGAAUUAAGAGACAUAUAUAUUUUAGAGAUUUUAAAUUGGUGGAUGAUUAUUCUACAUGUGUACAGCGCUAUGGUAGAAGGAUGAUUGAUACAUGUAACUGUUAUCAAGUGAAAUAGUGGAUAGAUAAAAGUUGUAGGUGAAGUGGAGAGCUAAAGUGAUCUUAUUAUUAAGUCAGUUUUCAAUGGAAGCACAAGCCAAUCUAGUUCUCCAAAAAAGUAUUACAUUGGGAGACAAAGGAGAGUUAACUGAGUUGACCAAAUUUGCUUAUUUAUAUGAACCAUAUAUCACAUCCAAAUCAUGAUAUGGUUUCAUCAAGUUUGAAAUCCCACCACCUAGUUCAACCUCUCUGUUUCUACUGUUGUUCCAAAAGAAGGCAAAAAAAAAAGUUUGAAGAAGUGACUUCCAAUUGAUAUUUCUCCCUGGAUCAAGAAGCUGUUAUUCGAUAUCGUAUCUGCUAUAAACGUUAAUAUUCUGUUUAAUAAAACAAAUUUAAAAAAGAGUUCAGACCUGUUUCAAACCUCUGCAGAAUCUGCAUCUUUAGGCAGAUUGUCACAUCUGUACAACCUUUUCAUAUGCUAUAGGCAAAAAAUUUUUUUUUCAAGUUUCAAAGCAUGAUCUCUUUCCCUCUGUACAAUAUUGUUAAUUCUAUAAUUUAUAAUAUAGUUUCUUGACAUUCUUUAUCUUUGUCAUGCAGAAAUUAAAAUGCAGGCACAUAGUGACAUGUCAAUAAGAUAAAAUAUGACAAGAAUAAUUUUGAAUACACAACAUGACAUGUUGAGAAAGCUGCACUUUUUAGGAAUUAAACAUUUAUGUCUAUGAAUGUGGCUAAUAAUUUGGACAGAAUUGCAGAGAUUAAAGGACAUGGAUAAGACAAACUAGAUAAUAGUUCAAGUAAAUCAACAAAUAAUACCUAUAGCUGUGAGUGAGAAAGUGCAUGAACAAUGAACUUGAAAUAACUAUAUCUCACACAGGUCGGUGAAUGAGAUGGCCACCACAACAGUACACCUAGCAGAAAUAAGAUCAAUAACGGACAAAUCCAAAAGAUUUCUAUGGCUGAUUAAAGCAUUAGAAAACAAAAUAGGGAAAACAAUUAGGAAGUGUGCAGGCUUAUCAGAGAAAAAGAUACUUAGAUGACUGUAUCAGCAUGAGAAGGUGAGAUAGUCUAUGCCUCCGCUAGGGAAAAUCUCUGUGUCAGGCCAUAAGAGCAUCACAAUAAAGCAUGUUUUAUAGCACCCCUGAAGCCAGUUCCUCCAGUACUGGGUCUUGGCAGCAACCUUGACAUAAUGUCCACAGAUCAUUAACUACUGGAUUACCAAGUCGGUGGCCAGAGAGUCCCGCUGAUGAGUUCUUCCAAGUGUGUAGAUAAUGUCUGAGUUGAUACCCCUUCUGGGUUCCUGGUUCAGAAUGCAAGGAACAGGUCAUCAUGCCCCCUGGUUCUGCAGGCAUAGCAGCUUGGAGUGCCUGUGUAUGUAUACCACUCCAAAACUGUGUGCACAUUAGGAGCAAUUGCGUCAAGUUCUAUAUCCAGCUCAGCAGUGAGUUCUCCUCUGAGGGCUGUAGUGAUUUGCAGUCCUUUGCCAUCUUGAGGCUUGGUCACCCAUGCAAAACUUCAAGACUUGGAUUUGCCUAAAAGAGAAGUAGGUAUAAGAUGUUGUAGCGGUGGAGACGGGGAUAACACUAACAGGUCAAAUUAUGUGAGAACUGGGCAUGCUCUCAAUCCAGCCAGCAAGGUACAGCCAAAGAGGUUGGCUGCAACUCCCAGCCAGGACCAUGCUAGGCUGGUCAGAAUUUUCAGAACUCCACAGCAACCGGAAAGCCUCUACAGGUUGCCCAGAUAAUCUUAGACUUCACCAGGCAUCUGCACAGCCUGAGAUAACAGGAUAUUAAUGAUAAGGACGCUUUGACUGCAGAGUUUGUGUUCAAUGCGUCUGCUCGAGAAGAUGGUCAGGCCCCGCUCCUUGAGGUGCCUUCUUUAAAGGUACAUUUUUCCUUAACAACAAUACUCUGGGCUCUGUCUUUAAGUUAAUGAUCAAUCCAAGAACAAGCAUUUUAAAUAACACAUUGACUUUGAAUUGUACAGUAACUUGUUUGUGUAGAACCAUAUUAAAUGCAUUAGCAUAAUCCAAAUAGAUCACAGCCACUGUAACAUCCUAAAUACAUUUGCUGACAUCUUUAUAGAAUGCAAUUAUGUUAGUUUGACAUGAUCUGUCUUUCCUAAAACCAUGUUGAUUUCUACAAAUAAUUUGAAUAAUCAAUCGCGUUUAAAGUAAUAAUAUAAUAAUAUAAGAAAGGAAAAGAUACAUGUAUCACAUAUAGGUAGCCUUUGAGCUGAUCACCUAAGGUGUUCAAAUUAUGAAUACUAUAAAAACCACUUCCUAGUUGUAUUUUACUGAAUAAUAUAGGUAGUGGUAUAUAUAUAUAAAAAAAUUGCUAGUAUCCCAAUGCAGCUCUUAUUUGGAAAUAUCCUCAGUAUUUCUUUUAUAUACAAUAUUGCUACAAAGAAACAGAAAAGAUCGCAGGAGAACGUAUAGCUUAGAUUGCGUGUAGAUUGAAACCAGAGGAUCGUGGUAUGGACUCUCAGAUAGUCCCAGGACAUGAUGCUGUCAGUUUUUGCUGUGUUCUCGCUCCUAUAAUCGAUUCCUACAAAUUACAUUGUUGUUCACAACUAAUUCCUAAAUAUGAUUUUUCCAUAGCCUUUCAAAUAAUUUUUCAACUAAAGAUGUUAAUGGGUCUGUAAGUUUUGAGAUGCUUUUUAAAUACUGGCAUGACAUCCUUUGGUAAAAUUCCUAAAAUAAAAGAGCCCUGAAAGAUCAAGCAGUGGUUUUACAAUUUCUACUGAGCUACCAAAGUAAAUCGAGGAGACCCUUGAGACAAGGGGAUCCCAGUGGUAGCUCUGAACACACAGAAAAAACAUAUAUACAGGGAGUGCAGAAUUAUUAGGCAAGUUGUAUUUUUGAGGAUUAAUUUUAUUAUUGAACAACAACCAUGUUCUCAAUGAACCCAAAAAACUCAUUAAUAUCAAAGCUGAAUAUUUUUGGAAAUAGUUUUUAGUUUGUUUUUAGUUAUAGCUAUGUUAGGGGGAUAUCUGUGUGUGCAGGUGACUAUUACUGUGCAUAAUUAUUAGGCAACUUAACAAAAAACAAAUAUAUACCCAUUUCAAUUAUUUAUUAUUACCAGUGAAACCAAUAUAACAUCUCAACAUUCACAAAUAUACAUUUCUGACAUUCAAAAACAAAACAAAAACAAAUCAGUGACCAAUAUAGCCACCUUUCUUUGCAAGGACACUCAAAAGCCUGCCAUCCAUGGAUUCUGUCAGUGUUUUGAUCUGUUCACCAUCAACAUUGCGUGCAGCAGCAACCACAGCCUCCCAGACACUGUUCAGAGAGGUGUACUGUUUUCCCUCCUUGUAAAUCUCACAUUUGAUGAUGGACCACAGGUUCUCAAUGGGGUUCAGAUCAGGUGAACAAGGAGGCCAUGUCAUUAGAUUUUCUUCUUUUAUACCCUUUCUUGCCAGCCACGCUGUGGAGUACUUGGACGCGUGUGAUGGAGCAUUGUCCUGCAUGAAAAUCAUGUUUUUCUUGAAGGAUGCAGACUUCUUCCUGUACCACUGCUUGAAGAAGGUGUCUUCCAGGAACUGGCAGUAGGACUGGGAGUUGAGCUUGACUCCAUCCUCAACCCGAAAAGGCCCCACAAGCUCAUCUUUGAUGAUACCAGCCCAAACCAGUACUCCACCUCCACCUUGCUGGCGUCUGAGUCGGACUGGAGCUCUCUGCCCUUUACCAAUCCAGCCACGGGCCCAUCCAUCUGGCCCAUCAAGACUCACUCUCAUUUCAUCAGUCCAUAAAACCUUAGAAAAAUCAGUCUUGAGAUAUUUCUUGGCCCAGUCUUGACGUUUCAGCUUGUGUGUCUUGUUCAGUGGUGGUCGUCUUUCAGCCUUUCUUACCUUGGCCAUGUCUCUGAGUAUUGCACACCUUGUGCUUUUGGGCACUCCAGUGAUGUUGCAGCUCUGAAAUAUGGCCAAACUGGUGGCAAGUGGCAUCGUGGCAGCUGCACGCUUGACUUUUCUCAGUUCAUGGGCAGUUAUUUUGUGCCUUGGUUUUUCCACACGCUUCUUGCGACCCUGUUGACUAUUUUGAAUGAAACGCUUGAUUGUUCGAUGAUCACGCUUCAGAAGCUUUGCAAUUUUAAGAGUGCUGCAUCCCUCUGCAAGAUAUCUCACUAUUUUUGACUUUUCUGAGCCUGUCAAGUCCUUCUUUUGACCCAUUUUGCCAAAGGAAAGGAAGUUGCCUAAUAAUUAUGCACACCUGAUAUAGGGUGUUGAUGUCAUUAGACCACACCCCUUCUCAUUACAGAGAUGCACAUCACCUAAUAUGCUUAAUUGGUAGUAGGCUUUCGAGCCUAUACAGCUUGGAGUAAGACAACAUGCAUAAAGAGGAUGAUGUGGUCAAAAUACUCAUUUGCCUAAUAAUUCUGCACUCCCUGUAAUUACCAGAUUAUAGUAGAGAAGGUGGGGACACACAUAAAUGGGUAGAAAGAUGGUAAAUGUGGAAGGGAGUAGACAAAAUGAACCCUAUCUACACAUAUAGACUAUCUAAAGCACUAAAAGCACUACCUAAGUGCUACCUAGUGAAAAGUGAAAAAUAAAGAUAGGAAACACUCGACGCGCGUUUCGGCAUGAAUACACACCGUUGUCAGAAAUUACAACUCCUGACGACGGCGUGUAUUCACGCCGAAACCCGCGUCGAGCAUUUCCUAUCUUUAUUCAUUUAUUUUUCACUUUUCACUAGGUAGCACUUAGGUAGUUAGUACGUUUGGUAAAGUUAGUUUACCAGCUUAUAUAGGUUUUUUAAGUCAGGCAGUUUUAGUCCUGCAGGGUUUUUUUUGGACUCAGCAUUGGAGUUGGGUUUGUUCACCCCAUAAGACUCCUCUACUUAGUUAAGCAGGACUCCUACAUGUCCAUCUGACGCUAGUGUGGGACCUUUCUCUUUUUCUUUUUGGGUUAUUAGCUUCCACUAGUCCACCCAGUCUGAGUAUUCUGAGAUAUAGGAGACUCUACCAUUUACAUUGGGAGGAGCGGUUGGAGCUCUUUACCCCUCCUUUUUCUUCCUAUAUACUGUGCUACUUGCUAUUGUGUACUUCGUGGAAGGGAUUUUCUCCUCCAGCAGAUAGAAAGCUUUAGAUGGUCUAUAUGUGUAGAUAGGGUUCUUUUUGUCUACUCCCUUCCACCUUUACCAUCUUUCUACCCAUUUAUGUGUGUCCCCACCUUCUCUACUAUAAUCUGUUAAUUAUAUAUGUUUUUUCUGUGUGUUCAGAGCUACCACUGGGAUCCCCUUGUCCCAAGGGUCUCCUCGAUUUAUAUAUAUAUUUUUGGGUUACCCCCUACUCUGUAGCUCUGAGGUAGGCACCACUCAGGACAGAUUCUAUACAUUCACAAGUUUAUCAUGACUGUGUGGAUCUACCCUCUCUUUUCUUCUCAUUUUUUGAGCUCCCAAAGUACUCAUGGGUAAUUAUCAUCGGCCUAUGAAUUUCUCUACUUAACUUUUUAAUUGCACUUUAUUCUAUGUCAUCCAAUCACAGGUUUACAGUAAGUAAACACUGAAUUGUACAUCUACAGCCAUAGGUUAUUCUUGCUAUACACUGAAGAAGAAAAAUAUUUAAAAGUUCUUCCUUUUUCUUGAUUCUUAUUUCCUAACACAUCCAUCUCUGAUUUCAGCAAACCAACACUUUUACUUGCUCUCUUGGCUAUCAGUUUUUAAUUUCUAGUUUAGUUGACUUUUGCGUGCUUUUGUAAACUUAGUUUUCAUUUUCGUAUUUCAUAUUUGAAUCCAUUGAAUCAUUUGACUUAUAUGGUUUAAAUGCAAUUGUCUUAUUUUCUAAUUCAUUACAGACCUUUAUGUUAAGUCUUAAUGGUUUUAAUUAGUAUUGUGUAUUUUUCUUAGUGGUAUGUGUUGAGAACUAUAUUUGUUUAUUCAUUAAUACUAAUUUAGUAUUAAUAUUUGUGUUUGUAGCAUAUUUCUACAAAUAAUGUAUUACUAAAUGUAUCUUUAUACUUGUAAGUCUUGAACUUUUUCAUUUUAAAGUGAACCCUGAAUAUGAAAAAAUAAACCAAAUAUAUUACCGUGCCAUGUAAAAAUUUACAUUUUAAUUACCAGAUUAAAAUGAAACAUUCAUAGGUAAUCUCCAUUUGGAAACACUAUGCCUUGGAGGCAGGGUCUAUGAAUACAAUGGUUGUGAAAGUACAAGGGUUGUGAAAGGUUGUGAAGGCCAUAUAUACUGAUCAACCACAACAUUAAAACCUCAUCUAAACAUGGUAAAUCAUACCACGUAAUCCUCUUUCAUUGGUUCCUUUUCCAGUUCUAAUGCUGACCAUCCCAUUGAAGGCACUUUUGGUGGUGGACAGGGGUAAUUGUGGGAAUUCUGACCGGUCUGUAGCUAUGCAGACCCAUAUGUGAACUAAAAUGCACUGUGUGGUCUGACACCAUUCUAUCAUGGCCAGCAAUUUGAGAUACAGUAGUGAGCGGACCUGAAGGGGCUAGCCUUCACUCCCCACAUGCAUUAAUAAACAUUGUGUAUCCAGGAUCCUGAUGCCAGUUCACCAAUUGUCCUUCCUUGCGCUACAAUUGAUAGGUACUAAUCAAUGCAUACCAGGAACAACUUACAAGACUUGUCAUUUUGGAGAUAUUCUGACCCAGUUGUCUAGUCAUCCCUAUUUGGCUCUUGUCAAAGUUACUACAAUCUUUUCACUUGCACAUUUUUCCACAUUAAAUUCAUGAACUAACUUUUCACUUGCUGCCUAACAUAUCUCACCCCUUGGCAGGUGCCAUUGUAACCAGUCAGUGGUUUUAAUGUUGAGGCUGAUCAGUGUAUGUGAACUGUAUAGAUAAACAGACAAAUAGUUAUAUGUGCUUGUAAAGGACAUAAAAAUAUCUCAAACAAAAUCGGUGUGUAAAAAUUGCCACUUGAGAAGACCUAAACUCCCUAUGUAGAAUACUCUGGAUUGAGACAGAGACCUUGUAAAUAAGUAGCACCAACCAGAUUUGCAAAAAUCACAACAAUAUAAAUUGUUGAAUAAUUGACCAAAACCCCCCCCCCAAAAAAAAAAACAUACACCACUGCAAGUAAAAAAAAUAAAAUAAUAUUAUGAGCAAAGUCAGUAACGAUUAAAUGAUAAUACACAUUACAAAAAAAUAACACAUUAAAAGUAAUAUACAAUGAUUUAUAAAAUGUGGUAGGACAACUAUGUUUAAAAAAAUAAUUAUGUUAAAAUAACAAUUACAACGGAAACUGUAUUAAUUUAACUUUUUUCACUGCAUUAUAACACAUACAAUAAAUAUUGCAUUAUUUGAUACUUACAAAUAUGCUAUUUUUUGUUCUGCAAUCCAUUGAAAAAGCUCUUUUUGAUUGGUUCUACUAACGUAGAAUAAAAAAAAAAGACAAUGCUCUUUUCACAAUUCCAUAUCUUGCCACUGGAUGUCGCCAUUGCUUAAGUUUUAGGAGACUGAAAACAGUCAUUCCAUCUUCUCUCUGGGUUGAAAUUUUUCCUGCAUCGGUUUUAGGAAUCAGAACUGCUUUUUUCCCCCAAAUGAUUUGUAUGUAAUUGUUCAUUACAUUUAUCAGCAAGUUUACAAAAUAUUACUGGAUGUAUUUUUCAAUGAGAAUACGAUUGGUAAUUAUCUUCUUUAUACAAAUGGCUACUGAUCUUGUUCUGAGUCAGCUCCAUUAUAUGGUACCAGAGGAAUCUAAACAUGGAACAUUUGUUGGGAGAAUUGCUCAAGAUCUUGGGAUGCAGAUCAGUGACAUUAAUGCCAGAAGAUUAAGGAUUGUCUCUAAGGAUGGCACAGACUAUUUCCAGGUAAAUCUACAAAAUGGAAUAUUAUUUGUCAAUAAGAUAAUAGACAGGGAAGAGCUGUGUCCAGAUACCAGCAUUUGUACUGUGCAGAUAGAAAUCAUAGUAGAUAAACCUGUGCAGAUUCACCAUGUAGAUGUAGAAAUUGAAGAUAUAAAUGAUAAUUAUCCAGUUUUCUCAUCAAAUGAAUUCAAGUUUAUAAUAGCAGAAUCCAGAUUGCUAGGAUCUUGUUUCCCACUGGAGGGUGCUGUUGAUGCUGAUGUUGGAACAAAUUCUAUCACAAACUAUGAACUCAGUGCAAGUGAUUAUUUUACAUUAGAUGUUCAAACAUACACACAGAAAAGCAAAUCUAUCCAACUUGUUUUGAAGAAAUCCCUUGACAGAGAACAGAUCCCUGUUCAUAAUCUUACUCUUAUUGCAUACGAUGGGGGUAAACCAAAAUUAAGUGCCACAGCUCAACUCCUUAUUACAGUUGAAGAUGUCAAUGAUAAUGCGCCUGUGUUUGAUAAAUCAUUUUACACAGUUAGUUUACUAGAGCAUGCUCUGAAAGGAACCAUUGUCACCAAACUGAAUGCAACAGAUUUAGAUCAAGGAGAGUAUGGUGAAAUAUUUUAUGCUUUUAAUAAAGUGGUUUCACAUCAAGUUGCUAAUUUUUUUAGCAUAGAACCAAGCACAGGUAUUAUUAGAGUUAUUGGAGAAGUAGAUUUUGAAUCGAGAAAAAUUUAUGAAAUAGACAUUGAUGCUAUUGAUAAUGGACAUCAUCCUAUGGCUGGGCAUUGUAAGCUUAUAGUAAACAUUGUAGAUGUGAAUGAUAACGCUCCAGAAUUAACUGUUACAUCACUUAAUGUUCCUGUUCCAGAGGAUGCAUCUUUAGGAUCAGUUGUUGCUGUCAUCAGUGUUUAUGAUAAAGAUUCUGGAUCAAAUGGAAAAGUAAACUGUCAAAUUCCCAGAAAUGUUCCUUUCAAAAUAACGUCAACAGUUAGAGAAUAUUUCUCAUUGAUAGUAGAUGGGCCAUUAGAUCGGGAAAUUAUUUCUGAAUAUAACGUUGAAAUAACAGCUACAGAUGAAGGUUCUCCAGCUCUUUCAGUAACAAAACUAAUAAAGGUACAAAUAAGUGAUGUGAAUGACAACCCUCCAACUUUCCUGCAAUCAUCUGAAUCAGUUUCAGUCAAGGAAAACAAUCCACCAGGUUCUUAUGUUUACACUGUCACUGCCUUUGAUGCAGAUAUCAAUCAGAACUCUUUCAUUACAUACUCGAUCAUAGACAGCUCUAUUGAUGGAAUUCCGAUAUCUUCUUAUAUUUCUAUCAACCCAGAAAAUGGAAAGGUGUUUGCCUUAAUGUCAUUUGACCACGAACAAGUAUCACAUUUUCAGUGCCAAAUAAAAUCCAUAGAUGCUGGAUUACCUCCACUAAGCAGCAAUCUGACCCUCUACAUAUUUGUUGAGGAUGUUAAUGAUAAUGCCCCAUAUGUGCUUACUGCAUUUUCCAGCAGUGAAUCCAGGUUAACAGAGAUGAUUCCAAAAUCAGUUAGAGAAGGUCAUUUAGUAACUAAAAUCAAAGCAAUCGAUGCAGACUCAGGUUAUAAUGCCUGGAUUUCUUAUGAGUUUGUUAACCCUCCUCGAAAUAUCCCAUUUGUUAUUGGCCGUCAGACUGGGGAAAUUACUAUCAUUCGUCCAUUUAUGGAAUCAGAUGGAGAUGAAUACAGACUUUCCAUUGAAUUGAAGGACCAUGGAGACACCAUAAUGUCAUCAGUGGCCACUCUUGUCAUAUUAUUGGUAGAAUCUAGACAUGAUUUGCCAGUAGAGAGACAGACUCAUCAUCACAGAAAAGAUGAUGAUUUUUCAGAUGCCAAUAUCUAUCUUAUUAUGUCAAUUUGCUUAAUAUCCAGUGUGUUUCUCAUUACCCUCAUAGUAUAUACUUUAUUGAAGUGGCAAAAAUGUACACGAGAAAUUAAUGAGCUGAAGCAACAUAAUUUUUGCCCAAGUAUAGCAGGAAGCUGGACUUACUCUCAGCAACGCCAAUAUAAAGUUUGUUUGAGUGGAGGACCACCCAAAAAUGAUUUAAUACUUUUUACUCCAAACUAUCCUCAGUCAAUGGAUGAUGCAAUUUCUAAUAUUGGGAGUUUGACAUCAGAAUCUGCUGGACAGGUGAGAUAUCAAGAAGCUUUUUCUACAAGAAUACAUAUUUGUUUAUUUUGAAGAAAUAAAUAUUCAUUAUUUUGUAAUUUAGAAUUAUUGUAAUAUUUAGUGAAAUGGUAAGUAGUGAAUAUGACAGCUUUCUAAAAAAUAUAUAUAGGAAAAAGUUUGUUAAUAAAGCUCCACUAACUUUUCCUUUGUUUCAGUAUUGACUUAUAUUCAAAAGGUUUACAUAGCUGGGCUUCUGUAUGACCAUGUGCAUCUUUUCAGACGAUGGCACCAUUCCCCUACACUAAUGCUCUGUAGCAACAUUGGUUUUCUUGUUGCAGUAGCAACUUUCAUUGCCCUGUAUAAUACUGAAGCUUAGCCUAACUGUGUAUAUUGUAUAUUGACACGUAUAAGCUAAAAUUAUUUGUACAUUUUCUUAUCAUUCCUAUGAAGUUGCAUUCACAAAAUGCAAUCAGAUUCCUCACAAAUAUCUAUAAAAGGGGUUUUUGACAAUUGUAUUCAUAGAUUUUUUUUUUACUUCUGACCCUAUCUAAAAUAUUGAAUCCGAUGAAAUAUAAUAUAACAUUUUAUUAUCCAAUUAUCUGGUAAUGGACUAAUGAAUAAAUAAAUAAAAUAUAUUUGAUUGAUUUUACUUAUAUAAAUUCUUGAACAACAUUUUAAUCAUGAGAUUGUUAUUUGAAUUUAUAUCUACAAAAUGGAAUAUUAUUUGUCAAUAAGAUAAUAGACAGGGAAGAGCUGUGUCCAGAUACCAGCAUUUGUACUGUGCAGAUAGAAAUCAUAGUAGAUAAACCUGUGCAGAUUCACCAUGUAGAUGUAGAAAUUGAAGAUAUAAAUGAUAAUUAUCCAGUUUUCUCAUCAAAUGAAUUCAAGUUUAUAAUAGCAGAAUCCAGAUUGCUAGGAUCUUGUUUCCCACUGGAGGGUGCUGUUGAUGCUGAUGUUGGAACAAAUUCUAUCACAAACUAUGAACUCAGUGCAAGUGAUUAUUUUACAUUAGAUGUUCAAACAUACACACAGAAAAGCAAAUCUAUCCAACUUGUUUUGAAGAAAUCCCUUGACAGAGAACAGAUCCCUGUUCAUAAUCUUACUCUUAUUGCAUACGAUGGGGGUAAACCAAAAUUAAGUGCCACAGCUUAUGUAAAAGUUAUGCUGUUUUUUUUGUUUAACAAAAAGUACCUAGCAGUUAAUUAUGUAUUAUAAUUAAUAUUAUUAUAUAACUUACUAUAAGUAUGGAAACAUUUUACAAAAUUCUAAAAGCUAAUUACUUUGGUAAAAUGUGUUCAAUUGGAAGAUAAUGUCUUAUUUAAAAAUAUUCUAUUCCAAGAUAAUAGUACUUUUCCCCAGGGUCAGUUUUGACAGCCAUUACAGAAUUAUAUUUAAAAUUUUGAUUCUCCUAAUCUAAAUUUAGAGGACUUCAGAUGGAACUAACAUUUUCUAUUAAAAUUGAUUAUAUCAAUUCUUGGAUUGUUAACUGCUUAUCUAAACAAUUUUAUGUAAAAUUAUAUGAGAUUUAGACUAUAUUUAUAAAAUGUAUUUUUCUAUUUUUAGAUUGAAGGUGAUAUUAACUGUUUGAUAUGGAAAUUAAAUGUUAGGAAAUAAGUUAUAUUUUUCAUUUAUUUUAAAUAUGCAUAUGCUAUUUCAUUAUGACUCAAAAUGAACCAAUUACAUGUGAAGAAGAUAAGUAACAUUUUUUUAUUAUGUUAAUAUGAAUAAGACAAAGAUUAUUUUGCUAAUGUAAUUAUGUAUGCACUUAAAACUAGCCGAUUGAUUUUAAAGUGAGUCAUGAACAUUAUACAGCAAGCUCUAAAAACUAACCAGUGUCUCACUGUGGUAGACUUGCAUGACUCUGUUAUCCUAUAAUUAGAGUUCACCAAACCACAUUCAUAAAAGCGUAUAAAUUAAACUGUUAAUAGUUCCUAACUGAUUCCUCUACAAAUUAGCUUUGUAUUGGGCAAAUUUUGGACAUCCUAAAAGACAAGUCUGUAUAUUGUUUUAUAUUCUGAGGCUUUAUUUCCAUAAAACUAUCAUGUAAUGCAAACAGAGUUCUUUAAAACAAUUGUUUCCUAAACACAUGUAUUUAUAGGUUUGUGGUAUUGUACAGGGCUUUAAAUGAGCAAAACAAAACAAGUCAGUUGCUAGAGUGAAAUUUGGGGGUAAAGUCUAUCACCCACCCAUCUUUAAAAUUUACCAGCCACCAGUAAUUCUACAAUUUACAGUGAAGCAUUUAAAAAAUGUUAGCUGUAAAACAAUAAUGCACACCUUGUAAUACAUGACUUAUGACAAAAAAAAAAGAAUGACAAGUUUCAGGGGUUUAGACUUUAUUCAUAUUAAAUGAUGAAUUUUAGUUGAACAAGUAUACUAUCUGUUAUGUACCAAUUCAUUAUAUAAUACAGCUUGACGUGCUUGGUAAGAGAGGAAAUAUAGUUAAAUAUAAAUUUAGUUAAAGUGGCUAAAAGUAAAAAAGCUAUGGUCCUUUGGGUAUAAAUGCAUUAGAAAUGUACUUUCCUUCACUUGCCAAACAAUUUUUUGUAAAAUAAAGAUUUGAUCAAAUAUUAUCUUAAAUUUAACAAGGGGUACAUUAGAAAACAAAUAACUAUGUGAUAAAACAGUGGUUUUGUGUAUAAACUGCUGUUCUAAAAAACAUACUUUUUUAAAAUUGCAAAUUAGCAAUGUACAAUCUGUAUUUUUCAUUUAUUUAUUUAUUUAUUUAUUGUAAAUAUGGGAAAAAUAAAACCCCCUGCCCAGAAAGUAAGGCAAAAGUAAUAAUAGAGCAGUCUUGUGAAAUAAGUACAUCAGUUACAAUGUCCACAGCGAGUAUAGGAAUACAAAUCAAGAAAAUGUAUGUCACCGAACCCAAUAAGUGUUAACACCAUGGAUGCAAAAUUUUGAGAAGUUUGCAUUUUACAGCUGAGGUUAGAACUCACAUGAGCUCUUAACAUAGUUAAUUCAUAGUCUGCUCAUUAGAACAGUCUCAGUUGGGCAAACUGUCUCUUCUAGUUGUGCUAUAAAACACUUUAAAUACCUUUAUUUAGGCAUAAGAGGUAUAAGAGAGAUGUAAUUCACUUCUUCCCCACUCUGACUGUAAAUAUGUUCUUCAGAUUUUCUUAACUAUUAGGAAGGAUGGGGGAUUUAUCAUUUUCAGGGUAUUUGCAGGCAUUUAAUGAGUGGAAUGGAUUUCUGGCACAUAAAUAUAUCCUUCUAGUUAUUCCUAGAGUAUAAAUGUAUGUAAGGAGGCUUUAACCCCUUAAGGACUGAGCCAAAUGUACAUGUUUUGAUCAAAAUGAAACUUAAACAAAUCUUGGAAUUUGACUAUAUCAAAUAUAUUCAACCGUAAUUCACCUCUUUCAUAUUAAGUGCACCCACACUUAUAUAUCAUUUUAUUCAGGAGAAAUAGGGUGUUCAUUUACCAUCAAAUAUUUAGUUAUGACACAUAAUUUAUAUAAAUAAAAUAUAAAAAGUUUUAGAAGUUAAGACAUUUUGUUAUUUUUUUAGUUUUGCAUGGCAUUUUAACUGUGAAUGUCAUAAAACUGUUUGCUUUUACUGCAAUAAAAUACACAUAUUUAUAUUCAGCGAUGUUUCACGUGUAAAACAGUACCCCCCUAUGUACAGGUUUUAUGGUGUAUUGGAAAGUUACAUAUAGCAUGUUAAAUUUUUCAGUUUUUUUCACAUUGAAAUUUGCCAGAUUGGUUACGUUGCCUCUGAGACCGUAUUGUGGCCCAGGAAUGAGAAUUACCCCCAUGAUGGUAUACUAUUUGCAAUAGUAGACAUCCCAAGGUAUUGCAAAUGGGGUAUUUCCAGUCUUUUUUAGUAGCUACUUAGUCACAAACACUGGCCAAAGUUAGGGUUAAUAUUUGUUUGUGUGUGAUAAAUGCAACUAAUUUGAAUGUCAAUUUUGGUCAGUGUUUGUGACUAAGUGGCUACUAAAAAUGACUGGACAUACCCCAUUUGCAAUACCUUGGGUUGUCUACUUUUGCAAAUGGUAUGCCAUCAUGGGGAUAAUUCUCAUUCCUGGGCUACCAAUCGGUCUCAAAGGCAACGUAAUCAAUCUGGCGAAUUUCAAUGUGAAAAUACUGAAACACAAGCCUUAUAUUUGACUCUGUAUCUUUUGAAAACACCAUCAAAUCUGUACAUGAGGGGUACUGUUAUACUCAGGAGACUUUGCUAAACACAAAUAUUAGAGUUUCAAAACCGUAAAACGUAUCACAAGAAUUAUAUUGUCAGUGUAAAUGCCGUAUGUCUGUGAAAAAUGCAAAAAAGUCACAUUCACUGAUGAUGUCAUCGUUGUAAUACAUUUUACUGUUUUGAAAAACUAAUGUUUGUGUUCAGUGAAGUCUCCUGAGUAAAACUGUACCCCCUAUGUACAGGUUUUAAGGUGCUUUGGAAAGUUACAGGUUAAAUAUAGUGCUAGCAAAUUAAACUCUCUGGACUUUCUGCCUGGGUUAUCAGGCAGGUUCAGCAAAUUGUAAUGGAUAAAAUGACUUAAUUAUGUAAAAAUAUUACAUAAAUAUAUACGUAGAAUUAAAAUAUAUAUAUGUAUAUAUAUGUUUUUAAAUUAUUUUUAUUUACAUAUAUAUAUAUAUAUAUAUAUAUUUAUAGUGAUAUUAACACAUACAGUGGGACCUCGGUUUACAAAUUUAAUGCGUUCUCCGGGAUGUUACUUAUUGCGAGAAAUUUGUAAACCGAAACGCGGUUUCCCAUAGGAAUGAAAACCAAUUAAUUAGUUCUGGAGGUCAGAAAAAAGUCAAAAUGAGCUGGCAUGGAAACCAACCCACAAUGCAGAACACACAAUAAAAGGCAUGCAAAUGACGAAGCUCAGCUCCCUACCUUUCCACAGCUUGAGAAAUGCACCACAAAAGUUCCAAAACAACUGCAAACAAUUUCCAGAAUGGCUCCCAAACUCGAUGCAAAAGCCGCUCCAGCACCUCCACACUCUACACCAGGUGCUACCCACAGGCUCCAGCAUGUAGGCGGCGGUGCUAUAAACCUCCCAGGUGCAAUGCAUCCUAGGGAAACUUGCUUUGUAUUGCGAAACAAAUUUGUAAACCGAGGCAUUAUUUUCAAUGGAUUUUCAUUUGUAAACCAGAAAUUAUGUAAACCGAUGUCUUGAUGGAGAGCACUAACAGGACUCCAGAAUACAAAGUGUCGACGUUUCAGUCCAACUGGACUUUUUUUUAAAGUACGGUUGGACUGAAACGUCGACACUUUGUAUUUGAACAUUGCUGAGAUAAAAAUCACUUUUGAAAUAUUCUGGAGUCCUGUGACUCCAUCAAGACAUUGUAUACAAAGGCCGGAGAUAGCACUGAGGCAUAAACAAGACCGGGAGCAGUAAGUGCAGGACACUUGGAAGUAUAUAUAUAUAUCAAAAUACAGUUAGAAUGAAAUUACACAUGUAUAUAUAUAUAUAUAUAUAUUUUUUUUUAAUGAAUUUUUUUAUUUUUCAUUUUUAACGUAUUUAUAUAUUUAUUUAAUUUAUAUAUUUUAUAUAUAUAUAUAUAUAAUUAUAAUAUACAUAUAUUUAAUUAAUAUCGUUCUACGUAUAUUUUGAUAUUAAUAAAUAUAUAGAUUAGAGUAUGUGUAUGUAUGUAUAAGUGUAUAUAUAUAUUUACUUAGAUCAUAUAUAUAAUAUAUAUAUAUAUAUAUAUAUAUAUAUAAUCUAAGUAUAUAUUGUUUUAUUUUACACUGUUUUUAACUUUAUUUUAAUUUAUUUCAGGCAGCAGGGGAACUACAUGUCAUUCCAGGCACUCCUCUUGCUGGCACUGCUAUGGAUGGCUAUUCCGUUCAUGUGAUUGUGAGGUCCUUGCAAGGACCUGACAAUCAUAUGGCCCAGGAGGGCCAGAUCAGCAGCAGGAGGACUCCCUUGGAUGCCAGGUAAGUCCCCCCAUCAAGAUCGCUGGCGGGGGAUCGCCAGUGAGCAGGUAAGUCUCCUUGAUGACGGGGACGUACUUGCUGCCCGUCGGCUUUUAGAGCCGUUCUUAAGGGGUUAAGGAUUGUAUUUUGUUUUUCAAAGCAAAUUAAAGUAAACCAAAACAUGUAAAAGUGAUUUUUAAUAGCAAAGGGGUUACAAGAAGGACUAUCAUCAUUUUUUGCACAUAAAGUAGUUGUGACAAUAAUAUUUUUUUAUUUAAUGUUAAUAAAAUACUAAACAGAUUUUAAAGUUAUAAGCACAAUAUAUGUGGGCUUUUAAGCACUAUAAUAUGGUACAAAUACAACCCUCUGAAUUGAGAUUAAUUAAUUAUUAUUAUCUUAAUUAAUUGUAUGUAGAUUAUUUAGAUACAUUUAAAUAAACCAAGUUGUGAUAUGGUUUUUAUUUUGCUAUAAUGACAGUAGACCGAGACAAGUAAAAACAAUGAAAACAAUCUAAUUCCCUAAGCAAAGUCAAUAGUACCAAGAUGAAAUGGUUACCAAAACAUACUAAAAGAGAUAUACAUUACAAUGUAAAUGUGAUUUGGCAGAAUAAUAAUUAUGUUAUAAUAAUAAUAGAAAUAAAUAUCUUUGCAAUAAAGCACAUACAAUGAAUAUUGCUUUAUUGAAUACUUACGAAUAUUUAGUGUUAUCAUGUUUUUCUUUCCAUUAUAAUGUUGUGAUUCAUUGAAAAAGCUCUUGUUGAUUUGCUCUAAUAAUAAUAAAUUUAAAAAAAUAUUUUCACAAUUUCACAUCCUUCCACUGGAUGUCACCAUUGCUUAAGUUUUAGGAAAAAACUGUAAUUCUAUCUUCUCAACGACUUGGAUUUUUUCCUGCGUCGUUUUUUUAUAGGAAUUAGAGGAACAGCUUUUUUUCCAGAUGAAUUGUUUGUAAUUUUUCAUUCCUUCUAUCAGCAAAUUUAAGAUAUGCUAUUGGAAUACAAUUAUUUCUCAAUGAUAAUACAGCUGGUAAUUGUCUUCAUGAUACAAAUGGCUGCUGAUCUUGUUCUGAGUCAGCUCCAUUAUUUGGUGCCAGAGGAAUCUAAACAUGGAACAUUUGUUGGGAGAAUUGCUCAAGAUCUUGGGAUGCAGAUCAGUGACAUUAAUGCCAGAAGAUUAAGGAUUGUCUCUAAGGAUGGCACAGACUAUUUACAGGUAAAUCUACAAAAUGGAAUAUUAUUUGUCAAUAAGAUAAUAGACAGAGAAGAGCUGUGUCCAGAUACCAGCAUUUGUACUGUGCAGAUAGAAAUCAUAGUAGAUAAACCUGUGCAGAUUCACCAUGUAGAUGUAGAAAUUGAAGAUAUAAAUGAUAAUUAUCCAGUUUUCUCAUCAAAUGAAUUCAAGCUGAUCAUAGCAGAAUCCAGGUUGCCAGGCUCCCGCUUCCCACUAGAGGGUGCUGUUGAUGCUGAUGUUGGAACAAAUUCUAUCACAAACUAUGAACUCAGUGCAAGUGAUUAUUUUACAUUAGAUGUCCAAACAUACACACAAAAAAGCAAGUCAAUUCAACUUGUUUUGAAGAAAUCUCUUGACAGAGAACAAAUUCCUGUUCAUAAUCUUACUCUUAAUGCAUAUGAUGGGGGUAAACCAAAAUUAAGUGCCACAGCCCAACUUAUCAUUACAGUUCAAGAUGUCAAUGACAAUGCACCAUUGUUUGAUAAACCAUUUUAUGCAGUUAGUUUAUUAGAAAAUGCCCUAAAAGGAACCAUUGUCACCAAGCUGAAUGCAACAGAUUUGGACGAAGGAGAGAAUGGUGAAAUAUUUUAUGCUUUUAACAAUGUAGUUUCACAACAAGUUAUGUCUCUCUUCAGCAUAGAACCAAGCACAGGGAUUAUUAGAGUUAUAGGAGAUGUAGACUUUGAAAGGAAAAAUACAUAUGAAAUUGAAAUUGAGGCUGUUGAUAAUGGACAUUAUCCAAUGGCUGGACACUGUAAAGUUAUAGUUAACAUUGUGGAUAUGAAUGAUAACUCUCCUGAAUUAACUGUGACAUCACUUAAUGUUCCUGUUCCAGAGGAUGCAUCACUAGGAUCAGUUGUUGCUGUCAUCAGUGUUCAUGAUAAAGAUUCUGGAUCAAAUGGAAAGACUAAUUGUUACAUUUCCAAAAAUAUUCCAUUCAAAAUAAUGUCAACAGUUAGAGAAUAUUUUUCAUUGAUAGUAGAUGGGCCUUUAGACCGGGAAAGUAUUUCAGAAUAUGAUGUAGAAAUAACAGCUACAGAUGAAGGUUCUCCAGCUCUUUUAGUAACACAAAUAAUAAAAGUACAAAUAAGUGAUGUAAAUGAUAAUUCCCCAACUUUUUUGCAAACAUCUGAACUAAUCUCAAUCAAAGAAAACAAUCCACCAGGUUCUCAUGUUUACACUGUCUCAGCUUUUGAUGCAGAUAUCAAUCAGAACUCUUUCAUCACAUACUUGAUCAUAGAUAGCUCAGUUGAUGGAAUUUCAAUAACUUCUUACAUCUCCAUCAACCCAGAAAAUGGUAAGGUGUUUGCUUUGCUUUCAUUUGAUCAUGAACAGGUUUCUAAUUUCCAAUGUCGAAUAAAAGCCACAGAUUCUGGAUUACCUCCACUGAGCAGCAAUCUGACCCUCUACUUUUUUGUUGAGGAUGUUAAUGACAAUGUCCCAUAUGUGCUUACUCCAUUUUCCAACAGUGAAUCCAGAUUAACAGAGAUGCUUCCAAGAUCAGCUAGAGAAGGUCAUUUAGUAACUAAAAUAAAAGCAACUGAUGCAGACUCAGGAUACAAUGCCUGGAUUUCUUAUGAGUUUGUUAACCCUGCUCGAAAUCUCCCAUUUGUUAUUGGCCGCCAAACUGGAGAAAUUACUGUCAUUCGUCCACUUAUGGAAUCAGAUGGAGAUGAGUACAGGCUUUACAUUGAAUUGAAGGAUCAUGGAGACCCCAUGAUGUCAUCAGUGGUCACUCUUGUCAUGCUAAUAGUGGAGUCUGGCCAGGAUUCACCAGUAGAGAGAGAGACUCAUCAUCACAGAAAAGAUGAUGAUUUUUCAGAUGCCAAUAUCUAUCUCAUUAUAUCAAUUUGUUUAAUCUCCAGUGUGUUUCUCAUUACCCUCAUAGUAUAUACUUUAUUGAAGUGGCAGAAAUAUACACAAGAAAUUAAUGAGCUGAAGCAACAUCAUUUUUGCCCAAGUAUAGCAGGAAGUUGGACUUACUCUCAGCAACGUCAGUAUAAGGUUUGUUUGAGUGAAGGACCACCCAAAAAGGAUUUAAUACUUUUUACUCCAAACUAUCCCCAAUCAUCAAUGGAUGAUGCAUUUUCUAAUAUUGGGAGCUUGAUAUCAGAAUCUACUGGACAGGUGAGAUUUCAAGAAGCUUUUACUACAAAGAUACAUAUUUGUUUGUUCUUAAGGGAAAAGAUAAAUGAUGUUAUUGUUCGCUGAAUUCACUGUAUUUCAAUAUUUAGGGACGUGUUGUUUUACAUUUCCUCCCAAUAAAGGCCUUACUUUUAUAGUUAUGGAUACAGUUUUUGAAUUAUUUAAUAUUUUUUAAAAAACAUUUUAAAUUCUUCAGAUUUAUCUACAGAAGUCACAAUUAAAGUCUAUGGGAAUUUUGUAGAUUAAUCAUUUGAAAAACUUAUCCAAAACAAUCAAAUUGGGGCAACAGUGUAUACACAGGUUAAUAUUAGUUUUGCUUUUAAAAUAAUUGUAAAAUAAAAGUUAGUCCAUAAAGUCCCAUUUACCUUUCCCUUUGCUUCAGUACUUUUUUCAGUCUAUGAGUUUCUCUGGCUCUAUUAUGUCUCUCUGGAUCUCUAAGACCUGUAGUUGGCACUGUCUUCUUUUCACUUCUUCUAAGGCAAUCUUAGUAGGUGAAAUGUCACGCAUUCUAACAGCCAUGGACUAUAUAAUACUGAUGCUUAGACUAACAGUACAUGUGGUAUGUGAACAUUAGGCCUACAAGGAACACUUGUAACACUGAGUUAGGAUGUUGUAUUCUGCAAAUGUGCAUUUCUAGGGUAUUUUCUUUUCAAUUUGUGUUUUAUUAUCAUUGUACACAUAAUAUACAUCAUAACCUAUGUAUGGUUUUGUCAAUUCAGAUCAAUCAACAAUGCUGUGCAUGGGGAAAUGAAAGAAACAAUAUAUGGAAAGAAAGACAGAAAUGAAAACAAAACGUAAUUUCCUUAGCAUAUAGAACCAUAUAUAUAGUCGGACACCAUUGAAGAGACUCAUCAGGUGAAGCCUGGGUAGGGAAACUGUUGUAUCUUGCGUGCCGUUAUGCAAUCUGUACAGUCGGAAGAUAACUAGAGUAUGGUGCUUGCAUGCCAAAUUCACCAUCGUAGGGCAGUGCCCCCUGCCGAAGUGGAUGACACCGGCAUGUUUGUCCCCCUGGAGUUUGCACUUUUCGGGGCUGUGGACGGUCUAUCUGCUUGUUGUUCAGCUGGUAUGCUUAGUCUCUGUAGCAAAGUGUCUGGAUCAUCGGAUGAUGUUAGUGUAAGGAGUUCAGCACCAUUCACUGCCAGGAGGGAACCAUCCACUCCCCAAUGGUAUUUCACUGAACAUUCUCUCAGCCUCUUUGCCACCAGUGCAAAUCUCCUCCUCUCCGCUAGUACUGCAAAGGGUAAAUCACCAUAUAUUGCCAAUGUGUUGCCUGCAAACUGUAUGUUCCCAGUAGCCCUGGAGUGAUUCAUGAUCACGUCUCUCACUGCUAUCAUGAUCACAGCUCUCACUUGUGGUUGCAAUAGUGUCUCUGGGGACUUCGCUAGGCACUGGAGUGGACUUUCUCACUCAGAACACUGAGGUGAUUUGCAGGGCGUCUGUGCACCCCUUAACGCCCAUAGAUGCAAUCAGGUCUCUUGUGAACUGUAGCAGCUGUUCACCUUCUACUGACUCUGGGAUUUCUCGGAUGCGUAUGUUACCAGUGUUGUCACCACUUGGCUCAGUUGUUGCAUCUGUGAGGUGAGUCCCUCUAUUUGCCUCUUGCCGUCUUGGAUUUGGUUGUCUCUUGUAGUCUCUCUUGCAUCCACUGCCCUUACUUUCUGGUGGAUUACACCCAUAUCAGUUUGUGUUUCCAAUAAGUCCUCUUUCCAGACCUUCCUGAGGUCUGUUUAUAGCCUCUUUACGUCCCCUUUUGUCAAUGGGGAUGAGUCCACCUUUGGUUCGGAGUGCUGGUAAACUCCACUCGGGCUAGAUGAGGCACUAGACUCUUCGCCCUCCUGUCCUCGAAGGCCUCUAGUUUAGUUUGAGUUUCAGGUGCCAUCUUAGGUGGUGGUUACAGUUCAGACAUUUCAAAAGAGAGCCUAAUAUCUGGCAGACAGGGAAUUAAUGGGGGAUGGCUCUUUCGUUUUUUGUGCCCCAUUCUGUCAUUUGGGGGGUACUGGUAAAUAUUUGCUUGGUAAACUGUAAUUGUCGUGCAUUUUGUCUCUACUUGGUGGGACCUUAGCGGAGCUCCAUGGAAAGACGUCUGGCACAUUACUAGGGUAUUUAACCAUUCUAUCAUGUAAUAUUUCAAUAGAGGAAUAAUUGAAAAAAAAAUGUGCAUGCUAUAAAGCUAUUUAAAAAAAAAUAUUCUGCAUAUGAAUAGCUCUGAUAAAUGUGUUUUUUAAACAAUAAUAUAAAAUAAAAAUGUUAUUAUUGGCACUUAUAUGUAAAACCUACUACACCAUAGAACAUUUCUCUCCACUGUUUCCAUUUCAAUAUUUUGCUGAGGACUCGUUUUAUAAAGAGAACUCAUUUAUAUGAAGUUCCGUUAUAUCCACAAGUUGGGAUUGUAUCACUUUAGGUGCAUUCGUCAGAGCUAAUUUAUAGCUCACGACAGUGUAAGUGCAUCUAUUUACUUAACUAUUGGAUCUCUCUCUGUUGCUUAUCUUUCAUAGCUCACAUGAGUCCUAACUUCCAUUCUCCUUGAAUAAAAUUAAAAGUGUCAAUGUGAUAUAAAGUGAAAUGAAGGAACAUGUUGGGACAUAAAUUAGAUAUAUAUUUUUUGUUAUUUUGAGUAUAUUUUGCUAUUUUAACUUACUGAAAAUAAAACAGUCUAAAUAAAUAAAAAAUAGCAAAUUGGGGGGCAGAGCUUGAGUUUUAAGCUGAGUAGAUGUGCAUCACAUAUGUUCAUCCUGCUGGUUUUCUGGGGAUAUCCCCAGUUAUUACCUCAAUCCUGACCUUAUUGCACUCUGAUUUAAUCGGGGUUGCUGAGACGAAUCUGUAGACCCCUUAAACCAGCAGGAAAUUAAAGUGGUGCCUUGUGGCAUACAGGUACCUGGGGGAAGGCAGAAACGAUUUCCCCGCUCUUUUGGUUUCUGUGCAGACAGAUUGUGUUAUCCUAGUUCCCGCUGGAUUGUCUCACCUUCUGACUAGUGAAGAUGGCACACUACUCUUGCCUACACAGCAGUACAAUCCAUCAUGGCCUAUGGCCACCUCUGGCUGCACUGACUCCAAUGCUGACAUACGGAGCUCUCAGUGAAUCCACUAAAUGCUCUCUGCUAAAAAUGGAAGAAAUAUUCACAAGAUUAUGGGCUAAGCUGGAGGAGUGAUCUGCAGCUUCACCUCUCCUGCAUAAGGAUAAGACCUUCACUAUUGGUGAGAUGAAAUUCGAGGAUUAGGAGAGCCCCUCUGGGUAACACAUACAGACAAGCUCCUGUUCCUCACCUCACAUACCCACCUAGGCUAAGGGGCACCUAGGGCUUAAUUCCACCUCAUCCACCACUUCAGCAAUGGUCCGUUACUUAAAAGACCUGGACUUCCUGCUGUAUCCUGUAAGGGAAGGACUUGGCUUCUAUGAAUCUCCAAGUCCGUAGAAAGGAAAAGCUGACCCUUGAACAGGCCUGGUGCUGGAGGGAUCCCUUACUUCAGCACCAUCGUGUUGAUCUCCCUGAUGGACUUUCUGUCUAUUUGAUAUUUAUGUCAAGUGCUGGUGUGGGCUGAAGCUUUGAUCCCUGAUAUAAGAAGGUCUAAACAAUGUGAGAUGGGUUCCGGAGAACACCAAAGCCAUCAUGCUGUAUUAUUCUGUUUAUUUGGACCUGUUGUUUUUUUAUAUUUGUUUCUUUGCCCUUAUAUUGUUUAGUGUGUCAAGCCAGAAAUUGCGAGUGCCAAAAAUUGACACGUUCAUAAGUAAGCAUGUCAUAUAAUGCUCUCUAAUAUUGAAUGUCCUGUCCUGUCUAAGCCAACAGUAAAACAAGCUUACCAAGAAAGUUAAAAGACACUAGUACUCGGCAAUAACUCUCAUGCCCAGCCAGCCUUACUUACUUUUGUUCUUAAUCUUAAAGAUUUACCUCACAUAGAUUGCUUGUGUAACAGACUGCUAUAUUUUUGCUGUUUUGCUUUAAGUUUUGAGAUCUUGAUCUUUGCCCUUUCCCCUGUCAUGUGAGGAGGAAGGGCUAUAGUGGCAGGAAGAAGAGGACAGGGGAGAAGCCAUAUUCUCUAGCUCUGCAUAAAGAAAGUGUGUUCCUACCUGUUUCAAUUAUCUAUCUAAUAAAAACAGGGGAAGGCUAGUACAAUAAGUUGGAGACUCUCUGCUGCUCUGCUAGGAGAAUUAGAAGACUUUUAUUUUAUAUUCAGGUCCCUGCAGAUUCUGGAACUUUCUGCAGUAGUGUGAAUGAGCUUUUUCCUCCUGACAGCAGAAGGAAGAGAAAGAAUUGCCAUUGCUGUUCUGCUGCUGUCCUACAUUAUACUGGAUCUCUCUGGAGAUAUCUGCAGUUACAAAAGUCAUUCAAGGUACUGUCUCCAGAGAUUGCUUCAGGAUUCUCCCUUAUAACUGUAUCUGGGUAGCGGUACCUACACCUAAGGGCCCCAGUGUUGUGCACAUCAUUUAUCUGCAGGUACCUAUGAGUUUAACUGUUUAGAUGUAGUUAUUGAUGUUAUUAAGGGCAUUUUGUUGUCUGCAUUCCUGCUGUUAAAGACUCUUGUGACUGUAUCAUUCCUAUAUCUGGGACUUUAUCACGAUUUAACAUUAGCCAGGACCUGCCUUGUUAUGGCUGUUAUAUGUGUCUCUUUUUAUCCACAAUCCUGUGUGUAUUUUAAUGUCUGUAUUUAUUUCAUGUCUCUGAGGUAUUAUUAAGUGGAGAUUACUAAUCUACUCAGUGGGGUGGGUUCCCCAUGAAUAGAAGUUGCACUGAGUGUAGGGACUGUGUUAGAACAAGAUGUCUCGAUCUUCCAACUAUAGCGGAGACUCAGGAUCCCUGUCAGUGACAGAAUAAGCUGUAACUGCUGCUAACUACGGCUUGUUGCCAGGAGCAGGGCAAAAAGGGGUUACACUUGUGUUUCAAAUUACAGUUUUUGACACCUAGUCAGACAGGACGGCCUGUCUUGUUUAUUAUUAUUAUUUUAUAUUAUUUUCAUAAAAAUUGUGUGAUUACUUAAUAUGCCCGCCGAUGUAUCAGUUUAUAUGAUAUUUCUAGGUUUGCGGUUGCUGUUGUGACAUUGCACGCUUGUUUGUACUCACACUGCAAAAAUGAAGAAUCUAAAAAAUAAAUUAAUUACAAAUAAGUAUAAGAACAAACUAUUUAUUUUUGUAAAUUUAAAUAAAGACUAUUUAGUUAUAAUGCUCAGGAUCCCUGUCGGCGACAGAAGAAGGUGUAACUGCUGCUAACUUUAGCUUAUUGCCAGGAGCAGGGCAAAAAGGGGUUACAGAUGGAGGCACUGCUAAGAUGAAUUGGGAUUUCAAAAUUGUUAAAAAAAUCCAAUGUCUCAGCCCCAAAAAGUCAGGGACUGGGCCAGGAAGAAAUUCAUGCCCCCUAAUCAAGUAGUAGCUUUGUGUAACAUGCCUCUCAACCUGGAGAGGACAUGUUCUGAUGAUGCCAUUUGACAGAUCCCAGGGUUACAGAAAUUAUGCCUUAUACAGACACAGAAGGAUGAGAAGGCGAGGGUGGCUGUUGCUCUAGAGAGGAGUCAUAGGCCACUAAAUAAAGAAGAUUGUCCUAAGUAUUUACGGUUGCCAAAGACUCAGGUCCCUGGAAGUCCUCUGAUUUAUGCUCAAGAUAAGUCAGAAGAAGAAAGUGACCCCAAUGAUGGGGACAGUGAUCAUAUAUUUGGUAUCCCUCCUAGGAGAAUAAUUAUGACUGAUACUGAAGGAGAAGACAGUGAUGAACAUGCACAAUAGCAUCUGAAACUGACCAAAAGCAGCAGGACCCAUAGGAAGCUUCCAAGUGUUCCCAAGUCAGAAUACAGACGAGAGCCUUUCCCUAAAUGAAGUCUUAACUCAGUUAUCUAAAAGUGUCCAAGCAUCUAAUGAGCAUAAUUACAAGAGACUUAAAGUUUUCUCUGGGGUUAUGCCAGUGCCAACUGGGGAAGAAGGAUUUGUUCUGUGGAGAAGUAAUGUAACCCAGGCACUAAAGGAGUGGACUUGUACUGAAGAGUCCAAGUCACUGAGGUUGAUCGAAGGCCUAGAUCUUCUGCAGAUCUUCUGCACUAGAAUUAAUAAAGUGUCACUUACUACGCUUCCCAAAUUAUCCUGCUGGUGAUCUUUUAAAGGGACCAAGCAUGUCAAACUCAAAGGCUAGCAAGGACCAAAUAAACAAGGUAUCAUUUUAUGUAUACCACAAAAAAACUAAAACUUAUAUUUUCAUAAAAACGUAUGUUUAUUUUGAAAAGUACAGUAGAAAAAAAACAGCGGCCACCUCUACUAAACCUCCUGUCCCAUGUCUACUAAACCCCAGUCCCCUCAUCUACUAAACCCCAGCCCUCCCUCAUCUACAAAAUCCCAUUCCACCCUCAUCUACUAAAUUCCAAUCCCCCCUCAUCUACUAAAUCCCAGCCCACCUUCGUCUACUAAAUCCCAGUCUCCCCCUCUACUAAAUCUUAGUCCCCCCUCAUCUACUAAAUGCCAGUACCCAUGUCUACUAAACCCCUGCACCUUUAAAAAAAAAAAUACCAAAAAAAACCAUUACCCAACAAGCAGUGUUCGGCCUCUGGUAUAACCCCAAUGGCCCCAUCCUGCACCACCUUAAAAAAGCGGAUCCUCCCAUUACUCUUUGAAACCCUAACACACACUCAAUGAGACACACUCACUGACAUUCACACAGAAUCACUCCGAUACACACAUACGCUCACAUAUACACACAUUCACUGACAUCCACACACUGACAGACACACAGGUUCCCUCACAGACAGACUCACUCACAGAAAAAACACAAUCACUCACAGGGUCCCUUACAGACACACACUGACAUACACACACUCAAUCAAUCAAUCAAUCACACAAACACACACACACACAGCCAUGCACACAGGCAGGCAUGCACACAGACAGCUAUACACAUAAACAGCCAUACACACAGACAGCCAUGCACACAGACAGUCAUACACACAGACAGCUAUACACACAGACCGUCAUACAGACAGCCAUGGACACAGACUCAAAGACAGCCAUGCACACACACACACAGACAGCCACACAUAUACACAGACAGCCAUAUAGACAGGCCUUGGACAUAUACAGCCAUACACACAGACAGCCAGGCAAACAGCCAUACACACAAACACACAGACAGCCAUACACACACACAGCCAUACAGACAGCCAUGGACCAAGACAGCCAUACACACGGACAGCCAUGCACGCAGACAGCUAUACACACACAGACAGCCAUAUAUACACACACAGACAGCCAUAUACACAGAGAAAGCAAUGCACACAGACAGCCAUGCACACAGACAGCAAUACACACACACCAAUACAGACAGCCAUACACACACAGCCAUACAGAUAGCCAUACACACACACACACAGACACACACAGACACACCCACACAGACAGCCAUAUAGACAGGCCUUGGACACAUACAGCCAUACACACAGACAGCCAUACCAUCAGCCAUGUACACAUGCGCAUAGAGCUGGGGGUGCACAGGCAGUGAGGGAGCGCUGAGUGUAAGCUCUCCCUGCUAAGCGCACCACAGAGUGCUUCCGUGAGCCGGAGUGACGUCAUAUUCCAGCUCCUGGCAUCAAUGCGGGGAGCUAAGUAGGGAGAGCUUACACUCAGUGCUCCCUCGCUGCAGCCCACGGGCCACAAACAUAUUAGUUGUGGGCCGCAUGCGAGUUUGACAUGCCGUGUUAGACCAUACUUAUGGUGAGGAGAUAAAGAGGAAGAGCUCCGGUUACAAUAUUCUGCCAUGGUUCAACAGGAGAAGAAACCCUCACCUCCUAUCUCAUACAAUUAGAAUUAAUGCUAGGAAAGUUGUUUGAGAACAAUGUUAUCACAUCCGAUAAGUAUAGUGAAUAUAGAAGGAGGCAUGUUCUAAGAGGAACUCUACCAAAUGAUCCUAUAGCUUUGGUCAUCCUUCUAUGUGCUAAGGGUUGUUGGAUUAUGCUAAAACAAUGAAAGAAGCCAAAAUAAUUUGACCAUAUCCUCAAGCAACAUGAUGGCAUAAAGAAAUCAUCAUCACAUGAAUAUCAGAAAGCACCUAAGACUAACUUACCAACAGCCAUAUUAAACAGGAAAGAGACCAUAGUUCAAAGCUCUUGGAAAGGAAGAAAGAAGUUCUCUGGUGACAACUUGGCUGGGAGUUCUAGAGUAGGACCAAAAUCCCUUGUAUCUCUUGUGAUUGAAGGCAUCCAUGCUUCUGUCCUCCUAGACACUGGGUCUCAAGUAACAAUAGUCUUCCAGUCUUUCUAUGAGGAACAUCUAAGCCAUUUGCCAAUGUUACCCGCAGAUGAUGUGAAUUGUGGGGGCUAGGUUCUCAGACUUACCCCGUUGAGGGAGUAAUUAAAGUACAGAUUGUGAUUCCUCAAUUGGACACUGGGAAAGAAUGCCCUACACAUGUGGAGGCUUUGGUGUGCCCAAAUCUAAAUUGUCAUAUUGUCAUAUUGGGGACUAAUACUCAGAUGGUGAGAGACGUGUUUUGAGUUUACUUGAAAGAAAUGGGCAAUGCCUGCUUAAACAAAUUUAAUGAACUAGAACCACCUCUGAGGCAAGAAUGUCACGGACUAGCUCUUGAAGCUGGAACAGGUCAGUUCCAUUAUUGGGGGCCAACGCCUGUGUCAGUUUUGCCUCUAGUCUCUUCCUGAAGAGGAUUCAAUUAAGGCUGGACUAUCAUGCCCGAGGUAAAAGAUUGGCUAAGUAAGAAAAUUGAUGUGUUUGCAGUAACCAUUCACAAUCACUCACCAAUUGAUGUAUGCAUAGAACAUUGCCAGAAGCUAGGAGUGAUCAAUCUUUUGGAAGAUGUAAGUCCCAUUUCAUCUCUGCCAGUUGGAUUGAGACAAUAUUCUGUUCAAGGGUUGAAAUUUGAUUUAGAAGGUAUCAGUCUACCUGCAGAAUGGAAAGAUAGAUUACAAAGGCUCUUCAGGCUAGAGAAGAAGUUUUCUCUAAAGGGUAUAUGGACAUAGGAUGUGCCAAGAGUUCUCAGCAUGCCAUUUGGCUAAAUGAUUCUACCCCAUUUAGAGAGAGAUCUCGAAGGAUAGCUCCUCACAACACUGAAGAUGUAAGGGAUAUCCUUCAUAAAAUGGAGGAAGCAGAGAUUAUUCAGGAAUCAAGAAGCCCAUGUGCAUCACCUAUAGUGGUGGUCAGAAAGAAAAAUAGGUCAGUACGUCUUUGUGUUGAUUACUGUACACUGAACAAUAGAACUAUUCCUGAUCAAUAUACCUUGCCAAGAACAGAAGAUUUUAUGAAUGCCUUGAAUGGCAGCCGGUGGUUCACUGUCUUUGACCUUCGCCCUGUAUACUAUCAAGUCCCUAUGAAGGUGGAGGAUCAAGAAAAAACCUUUAUUUGCUCUGUAGGAUUCUUCCAAUUUACUUGCAUGCCUCAAGGUGUUUCAGGAGCUCCUGCAACUUUCCAGCGAUUAAUGGAGAAGACUCUAGGAUAUAUGAGCCCUAGGGAAUGUCUAGUUUAUCUGGACAAUGUAAUUGUAUUUGGAAAAAACCAUGAAGAGCAUGAAAAACAUCUGUUAAUGGUAAUAGAUCGUCUACAAAGGGAAGGCCUGAAGUUGUCUCUUGAUAAGUGUAAAUUUGCUCAGACUUCUGUAACAUAUGUUGGACACAUUGUAUCAGCAGAUGGUGUUGCCUCAGACCCAGACAAAGUAGAAGCAGCCAUCAACUGGCCUACGCCCAACAACAUUGAUGAAUUGCGUUGGUAACUAAGCUUCGCUGCAACUAUCCUGUGGUAGUGUCUGACAUCUAAUGAAUAAUUGCCUCUCAAUGCUCAAGCCUCAAUUUCUCAGAGGCAAAAUGUAGAUGUCGGUGGAAAACUAGUCAAGUAUUACCUAAGGUAGCUAAGAUGUCUAUUGCUGCGGUAUGCGGUAGUAACAUGCUGACAUCUUUUGGUAUAUUACAAUGCUACCCGAGCCCCUAUUUAUUUUAAUGUAUUCACAUUUAUUCACACUUAUUUUCUUUUCCUUUUAUAAUUUUUGCUUAGGUGCACAUAUUGCACCUAUUUUACUCAGUGAAAUAAAAGUUAAGUUUUAGUACAUUGCUUGUUCUCACAUAGAUAGAUAUGAUUUUAGAGAUUUAUUUUUGGUUUUUGUUCUUGUUUUUCUAUUUGAAUUUACUAUUUAGGGGUUACCUCCCCAUUUUUUCAUAAAUCUCCCUAGUACCUAUCUUUACGCCAUUGUUAUAUAUUGGCUUCUCUUUUUUUCUUUUUGCAUUUUUGCUCGAUAUGCUCAAGCCUACUCCACCAAGGGUCAGAAGGGUACAGUCGCUAAAGUGUUAGGGCAGAAAUUCUUUACCCCUUAUGGGUUUCCUAAACAAUUACAUUCUGUCCAAAGUCAAGAUUUUGAAAGCAGAAUAAUUAAAGAAAUGCUGAGACUGUUACAGAUUAAGAAAACUAGAACAACUCCAUAUCAUCCUGAAGGAGAUGCUCUUCUGGAGAGAUUCAAUAAAACUCUAUUGGAUACGUUUUCUUCUUUUGAAGUUCACACUGUCCGCCUAUUUAAACCCACUCCUUUAAGAAUUGCUAUCAUCUACCACCCCCCCUGGUUAUCCUAGACUAUUCAUUGAGCACUUUUCUUCCUGGCUUCCCCACUUCCUUUCAUCUAGCACUCCUUCCCUUAUACUUGGGGAUUUAAAUAUCCCGAUCAAUAACCCCAAUUGCACUGAUGCCUCUCGUCUGCUUUCUGUAACCUCCUCCUUUGGCCUUACGCAAUGGUCCAAUCUAGCAACCCAUGCAGCAGAAAAUACUCUUGAUCUUGCCUUCACCAACCUCUGUACUGCCUCUAAUCUCUCCAAUAUUCCCUUUCCUCUAUCUGACUACCAUCUGCUGACUUUUGACAUUGGCAUACCCAAGACCCAAUUAACACCACCGUCUGAACAUCACUCUCACAGAAACCUCCAAUGUCUUGACCUAGAGCAUUUCUCUACUAAUCUCCAAACUCUCCUUUUACCUAUCUCAAACCUCACCUGUCCUAGUUCUGCAACCUCCUUCUACAAUUCCACCCUCUCCUCUCAACUAGACAUCAUGGCACCUUGUACAUUUAAACGCCGCAGGCCCCCCCAACAAUAACCCUGGCACACCAAGCUCACUCGAUACCUCCAAAAAUGCUCCAGAACUGCUGAACGCUGUUGGAGAAAGUCUCACUGUGCAUCUGACGAGCUCAUACAGCUUGGCUCGUUACUCUGCAAAAGUUAAUUACUUCAAUACACUCAUAACCACACUCUCCCGCGAACCCAAACGACUAUUUCACACAUUUAACUCUCUUCUUCGCCCUACUGUUCCUCCUCCACCUACUAACUUGACCGCCUCAGACUCUGCAACUCACUUCACUGACAAGAUCUCUACAAUCAGAGAAGAGAUAUCUCAUCUUUCUUCUUCGCCUUACAAUACUUCCCCUAACUUCACUCCCUCUGCUGUUCUAUGUUCAUUCGCACCCGCUACAUUAGAAGAGGUUUCUGCUCUGCUCCAGUCCUCCCGCCCCACCACCUGCUCCCUAGAUCCAAUUCCCUUGCACCUCAUCCGUACUUUGUCUUCUUCUCUUUCUCCACCUCUCACUUAAAUUCUCAAUCUCUCUCUCUCCUCUGGUAUAUUUCCAUUGCCCUUCAAACAUCCAACUGUAAGCCCAAUUCUAAAGAAGCCCAAUCUUGACCCUAACUCCCCAAUCUAACUAUCGUCCUAUCUCGCUACUGCCUUUUGCAUCCAAGAUCCUUGAAAAAAUUGUGUAUGCGAGAUUAACAGACUUCCUCGAGUCCAACUCUCUGCUAGACCCGCUUCAGUCUGGUUUCCGCGCUAAGCACUCUGUGGAAACAGCACUGACCAAAGUAUCCAAUGAUCUACUCGCUGCAAAAUCUUGUGGUCACUACUCUAUCCUAAUUCUCCUUGACCUGUCUGCGGCUUUUGACACUGUUGAUCAUCAACAGCUUCUUCUCAUCCUCCGCAAUAUCGGUCUACAAGAUACUGCUCUCUCCUGGUGCUCCUCCUACCUCUCCCAGCGCUCUUUUAGUGUUUCUUUCUCUGGCUCUGCUUCUUCGCCCCAACUCUUCUCUGUUGGUGUCCCCCAAGGUUCAGUCCUUGGUCCCCUACUGUUCUCCAUCUAUACUGCCUCCCUUGGUAAACUCAUUAGCUCCUUUGGCUUCCAAUAUCAUUUCUAUGCAGAUGACACGCAAAUCUAUCUGUCCUCUCCUGAUCUCUCCCUGUCCCUCUUGACUAGUGUCUCUGACUGCCUCUCUGCUUUUUCUAACUGGAUGGCUGCCCACUUCCUUAAACUAAAUUUGACCAAAACUGAAAUUCUGGUCUUUCCUCCCUCAAGUGUUGUUACUCCUGUGUCUGUCUCCCUCCAAGUCAACAGUGCUACCAUCAGCUCCACCACGCAGGCUCGUUGCCUAGGUGUUCUCUUUGACUCCGACCACUCCUUCAAGCCUCAUGUUCAAUCUAUCGCCAAAUCCUGUCAUUUCCAUCUCAAAAACAUUGCGCGCAUCCGCCCCUACUUAACGCCAGAUGCGACUAAGGUGUUGGUCCAUUCCACUGUCCUUUCUCGCCUUGACUACUACAAUCCACUUCUCAGUAGUCUUACGUGCUCCCAACUAGCGCCAUUACAGUCCAUAAUGAAUGUGGCGGCGAGGCUCAUCUUCCUGUCCGCCCGCACCUCCCAUGCCUCACCCUUCUGUCAGUCCCUACAUUGGCUGCCUAUAAAAUAUAGAGCUCAAUUUAAAAUUCUGGUUCUUGCUUUCAAAUCUCUACAUAAUGCUGCUCCUACCUAUCUAUCCUCCCUUAUACACAAGUAUGUCCCGUCUAGGCCCUUACGAUCUGCUGAAGACUUACGUCUAUCUUCUGUCCGUACUCCCACCUCACCGCUCACCCAGUCUACACUUCAAAAAAUCGUUAAAAACCCACUUCUUCAUAAAAGCGUAUCAAUUAAACUGUCAAUAGCUCCUGACUGAUUCCUCUUCUGCAACUGUCAUUAGUCUAAUACUAUCCUUACCUUUUUGUGUCAUUUUACUCCACUCCCUCUAGCAUGUAAGCUCAUUGAGCAGCGCCCUCAACCCCUCUGUUCCUAUGUGUCCAACUUGUCUGGUUACAACUACAUGUCUGUUCGUCCACCCAUUGUAAAGCGCUGCGGAAUUUGAUGGCGCUCUAUAAAUAUCAUAAUAAUAAUAAUAAUAAUAAUAAUGUUAGGCACUCUUAAAGAUGUAGAGAAGAGGAAUUGGAGUCAACAUGUAGAAACUCUGGUCCACGCUUAUAAUUGUACCAGACAUGAAUCCACUGGGUUUUCCUCUUACUUUUUGAUGUUUGGCCGGGAGACAAGAUUGCCUAUUUAGAGAUAAAGUACUCUUGAGAAACCUGGGAGUGUCAGGAAAGCAUAAAUUAGCAGAUCGCUGGAGAGACACUCUCUUAUUUCCAAAGUUCCCGGGAUUCCUAUGUAUAGAAUAAAAGGGCCUGAGGGUAGGAUCAAAGCUUAGCAUAAAAAUCACCUAUUACUAAUUGCUCUCUCUGGUAAAAAUUCUAAUUUAGAGGAAAACACUGGUGAAGCCAAUAGGAAUUCCAGCAAACAGCCUCUCUUAGAAACUGACUCAGAAGACAGCCCCGGAGAAGGUCCUAGCGGGAAAUCGCCAACUAAUGAUAAAGAAGAAGCUACUGUUUCUAGCCCUGAAAGAGACAGGCGUACAGAGCCAGAAAUACAGUUGGUCCCUUCUACAUCUGCUCCCUCUCCUUCUUCCUUAUCAUCUGGAUUGAAUCCUGAAAGUCCCAGCUUUGUCCCUCAUUCACCAGUUAGAGACUCUAACUCUAUGCGAGGAUCUGGACCUCUGUCUAUCUGA
Molecule: messenger RNA, 67267 nt
Organism: Pelobates cultripes (western spadefoot toad)
Lineage: Eukaryota; Metazoa; Chordata; Amphibia; Anura; Pelobatidae
Source: the annotation of a GenBank genome assembly